AUGCGAUCAGAGAGCCAGCUGCUUCCAACAGAUGCCGUCAUCCGGGUCAAUAAGGGCGUAUUGCAUAACGGUAAGUCUAUCCAUGCUAGGAUUGGAAUGGGCCUCACAGACCAAGGUCCACCAGUUUAUCUGGAGUACUGUGUCCAGUUCUGGGCACCACAGUUCAAGAAGGACACUGACAAACUGGAACGUGUCCAGAGGAGGGCAACCAAAAUGGUCAAAGGCCUGGAAACGAUGCCUUCUGAGGAACGGCUAAGGGAGCUGGGCAUGUUUAGCCUGGAGAAGAGGAGGUUAAGGGGUGAUAUGAUAGCCAUGUUCAAAUAUAUAAAAGGAUGUCAUAUAGAGGAGGGAGAAAGGUUGUUUUCUGCUGCUCCAGAGAAGCGGACACGGAGCAAUGGAUCCAAACUACAAGAAAGAUUCUAUGAUUCUAUGAUCUCCUACCCUAAGAAAUUCUGGGAGUGCAAAUAUCCUAAGAAAAGUGUUGACCUUACUAACAUUUCCAAAAUUCCUUGGCUGCAUUACCUGAGCCAGAAUUCCCAGUAUUUCGUGUAAGAUUUCACUUUGGGUGAGUUUUGCAGUCACUCUAAGGAGCACCACCUGGGUCGAGUUCCAGAGCAUUCGGGAGCCUGCAAAACAACGAACCUCAAAGGGUUCAGACAGGAGUGAGGCAGCGUUGGCUGAAUGUGGGCCAAAAAAUGAAUGCAGACAAGACAGAGGUGUUAUGUGUUUUUGUUUGUUUACAAAAAUAUUUAUAUGCUGCUAUACAGUCAUACCUCGGGUUGAAUGUGCUUCAGGUAGAGCACUUUCGGGUUGCUCUCCGCGGCAACCUGGAAGUAACAGAGUGCGUUACUUCUGGGUUUCACCACUCACGCAUGCGCAGACGCUCAAAAUGACGUCACGCGCAUGCGCGGAAGCAGCAAAACGCGACACGCGCACGGGCAGACACGCUGUCACAUCUUACAUUCUAUUCAGGAUGUGAACGGGGCUCCGGAACGGAUCCUGUUCACAUCCCGAGGUACCACUGUAUUGCAGAAACAUAUAGAAGAGGUUUUUAACAGUAAAAAGAGGACAAAACCAUACAAUAAAAGCACAAUAAGUUAAAAACAGCAAAGUUAAGAAAACAAAAAACCUGUAAUCCACUCUUAAUUGCCUGCCUGGGCCUGGCGGAACAGAAAAGUUGUCAGCAGGCAGUUAAAAGGUGGCACAGAAGGCAGAAGGCGCCUGGUGAAUCUCUAGUGGCAGAGAGUUCCACAGCCCUGGGCCGAUGAUGCUAAAGGCUCGGUUUCUCAUUGUUGUCAAACGAGCCUCACUAGGGAUGUUCCUGCCGGUGAUCUCAGUGGUUGAGCUGGGAUAUAAGUUGCUAGUUCUCAAGCAUGGGCUCCAAAACUGCAUAUACAGAAGCUAUGUUGGGAUGCUUCCAAGGAAACGGGGGCAACUGGCAGGCCCCCAGCUGGCUCCAGCCCACCGGCCAGUAGCCGGAAGAUCUCCAGUCCUUGGAUCAGCAUGUAACUGCGAUUUGAGCUUCAGAAUCCUUCAGAAGCUGAGCACGCAAGCCAGCAGAGUAAAAAAACUCUUCGCAACAGAAGGGCAGAUAGAGGCUGCGUAAAGCAUAUUUACAAGCAGUUUAUUUCAGGACAAAGAAAACAUGUCUUCUCCCCUUCGUGUCCAAGCAAAAGGGCAUAAGCAAAAGCUAUACACAAAACGGAAGUUCCCAGCAAGCUGUACUGGAGUGUAAACAGGCAUGUGACAUACAACAAUUCCACACAUCUGUUAAGGUGGAACAGAAUAUCGUAACAAGCUCCCCCCCCCCCCAAGUCAAGGGAAGCAAAGCCCACCCCAUCUCUGCUGAAUUAUAAUGUGCUUCUCUCUUCCUUAGCAGGUCACGCAAGCCACUAUUUUUAAUAAUGCUGUUUUUGUAGGGCAGGGGGCCCUGGAGCCGAGUUUAUGGAACCGGGGUGGGGGUGGGGGAGUUUGGGAGCCCCUAAUCUAACCCAUUGAGCUCUGCCCUUUGCAACCCAGCCAGCAUGUGCCAUUCGUGGAAGAGCUUCCCUCGAGACCCAGCAGGGAAACCCUCCGGCUCCACCGUCCUGUCUGCCCUGACCUCUUUUUCCGACUUGCUUCCACAGCUGUCUCCAGCUCAAUGGCGCAGAGCAACGCCCUCCAAGGAGCCAUGAGAGAACUUCCGGUCGGAGGCGGCGGCGGGGACGGUGGCUUGCUGGGUGGCGUCCUUGGUGGCGGUGGCGGUGGGGGUCUCCUGGGAGGUGUCACUGGGGGCUUACUCGGAGGAGGUGGUGGUGGUGGCCUUCUGGGAGGCGUCCUUGGUGGUGGCGGCGGUGGGGGUCUCCUGGGUGGGGUCACCGGAGGCUUGCUUGGUGGCGGAGGAGGUGGCGGUGACCCUGUGGGGAUGCAAGCUGCCUAUGCUGCCCCUCCGGUUCCUGGGGGCAAUGGCGGGGCUGGUAGUGGUCCGGGUGCUAGUGGGCUGCUAGCUCCGGGAGGCCUGCUGGGUAGCGGAGGUCUGCUUGGCACUGCAGGGAUUCUGGGCGGCGGUGGCGGGCUCCUGGGCAACGGGGGCCUCCUGGGCAACGGAGGGCUUCUUGGAGGCGGAGGCGUGCUUGGCAUCCUGGGAGAAGGAGGCUUACUCAGCACCGUCCAGGGACUCACAGGGUAAGCAGGAGAGUCGUAAUCCUCACAACAAUUAAUCGGCGGCUUAUAAAGGGUGGCCACGCGGGAGCAGGGCCUUUUCUGCAGUGGCUCCCUGCAGAAUGCUCUUGUGGAAUGCUCUUCUCAGGCAGAAACCUCCCUUAACCGUCUGUGGCCUUUUAGGAGUGGGUAGGAUGUUUGCAGUGUAUUGUCCCCCCUGGUUUUAGUGGCUGGAUCUACACUCAUGGUUUUUAACGCUAAGAAAGCGUUAAGGAAUGGUUCCGAUAACCAUAUAGCCACAUGACGUUCUGCUCUUCAACGUUAUUAAAAUGUGACACCAGGCACUGCAGAGCAACCAGAAACCAAGGAGGCAGUGGGGAGAAAGGAAAAGAGAAUGUUUCCUGUUUUGACGUUUUUAGAACGAUAUUCCUAAUACCGUUCUCAUAACGUUUAAAAGGUGAGUGUAGAUCCAGCCUGUGUGGCGGGUUUGUUUGUUUGUAAGUAGCUUUGCGUUGCCUUGGGCAAGGUAAAGCUACUAACUAAUAAUAAUGAUAAUAAUAAUAAUAAUAAUAAUAAUAAUCCAGUAUGUGACUCACCCUGCUAAAGUCACAGGAAAGUCACACUAUAUCAAUCAAGGUAGUGGGAGCGAAAGUGGUGUGGCCACAUUUGGAAUACUGGGUACUGUUCUGGUCGCCUCAGCUCAAAAAGGACAUGGGCCACCAACUUGGAUGUCUUUAAACAAGGACUAGUGAUAUUCAUGGUGGAGAGAGCGAUCAAAGGCUACUAGCCACAGCUGGAACCAGCAAUGCUUCUGAAUACCAGUUGCUGCAAAUUGCAGGAGGCCAGAGGGCUCCUGUGCAUGGAUCCUUCUUGUGGGUUUCCCAUAAGAAGCAUCUGAUUGGCCACUCUUAGAGCAGGAUGCUGGACUAGGUGGGACCCCUUGGGCCUGAUCCAGCAGGCAGCUCUUCUUCCGUUCUCAUCUUGUCUACACCAGUAGUUCCCAAACCUUUCUUCCUACGGACCACUUUCAAAUUAUUGAGGGUCUUGGAGGAGCACCUAAUCGAAGCUGACUGGCUAUCAGUGGCUCCUGCAUAGCCAUGUUGAGUGCAAACUGCCUCUAGCAGGAGUUGGCUGCUGCUCCAAGCCCUACCUGUAAUAAUAUAAUAAUAAUAAUAAAUUUUAUUUAUACCCUGCCCUCCCCAGCCAGAGCCGGGCUCAGGGCUGCUAACAUAAAUAAAAUCACAGUUUGCAUAGUUUUCUGGUUAAAGGUUUUUGCUUUCCCCAGAGAGCUGCUUACUGGAUAUCAUUGCAUGUUAUUACAAAAAAAAGAUGGAAAAUUCAGGACUGAUAAAAGAAAGUGCUUUUGAACAGGGAUGAGACAAAUUCACAGAGGAGGAGAGGGCUAUUGAUGAUGAUGAUGAUGAUGAUGAUGAUGAUAAAUUUUAUUUAUACCCCGCCCUCCCUGGCCAGAGCCGGGCUCAGGGCUGCUAACAUAAAUAAAAUCACAGUAAAAACAUGACAGGGGAAAAAGAGAAGGGGAAAAAGAAACCAAUUUAAAAUACAGGUUAAAAUGCAAUUUAAAAUGCAGCCUCAUUUUAAAGUAGCCGAUAAAUCAAGACCAUAAGGGGAAGGAAACAUAAGGGUCAGGCCGAGUCCAAACCAAAGGCCAGGCGGAACAGCUCUGUCUUGCAGGCCCUGCGGAAAGAUGUCAAGUCCCUCAGGGCCCUGGUCUCUUGUGACAGAGCGUUCCACCAAGCUGGGGCCAGUACUGAAAAGGCCCUGGCCCUAGUUGAGACCAAGCUAACCUCCUUGAGCUCGGGACCUCCGAAGGGUUGUUAUUUGUGGACCUUAAGGUCCUCCACGGGGCAUACCAGGAGAGGUGGUCUCAUAGGUACGUGGCUCCUAGGCCGCAUAGGGCUUUAAAGGUCAAAACCAACACCUUAAACCUGACCCUGUACUCCACGGGGAGCCAGUGCAGCUGGUAAAGCACUGGAUGUGAGCUUCCUGGAGGCACCUAGGGAAACAGGAUGCUCACCUAGAGGAGCAUUUGGUCUGAUCCAUCAGGGUCUUCUUCUUGCAUGCUUACAUUUAGUAGGUAAAAACGUUUUUUCUGAUCUCCAGUCCAAAUGUGUCCACAUCCAUUUUUCAAAGAGUGGUUCUCGUAGGUCAUAAGAGAGAGCUUUGUCUGGAUGACCUCACUGCCUGCUUCUUCCUUGUAGGCUACGAAUUGUGGAGCUGACCCUUCCCAGGAUCAACCUUAGACUCUUGCCUGGAAUUGGAGUCCACUUGGAUUUAUAUACCAGGGUAGCGCUCAACGGUAAGAGGUAAGCAGAGCACCUUGACCCCUGCAAUUUAAUGCACAUGUUGCCGGCAGCUUCCUGGCUCUGGUUGAGGUUCUUCUUCUUAAUAAUAAUAAUAAAAAAAUUAUUAUUUGUACCCCGUCCAUCUGGCUGGGUCUCCCCAGCCACUCUGGGCGGCUUCCAACAAAGAUUAAAAAUACAUUAAAAUGUCACACAUUAAAAACUUCCCUGAACAGGGCUGCCUUCAGAUGUCUUCUAAAUGUCAGGUAGUUGUUUUUCUCUUUGACAUCUGGUGGGAGGGCGUUCCACACGGCGGGCGCCACUACCGAGAAGGCCCUCUGCCUGGUUCCCUGUAGCUUUGCUUCUCUCAGUGAGGGAACCGCCAGAAGGCCCUCGGCGCUGGACCUCAGUGUCCAGGCAGAACGAUGGGGGUGGAGACACUCCUUCUUCUAACCAUUACUGCAGAGGAUAUUGUUUGCCCAAAGGCUCCCUCGUUUCUUAACCAUAUGGUACAGGAAGGAGGAGAUGCACCAUACCAGCUGCUCUUUAGACUGGCCAGAGGUUUACACUGGGCUGCUUGCAUUCCUCCAGCCUCCAGCUCUUGAGUGGUGGUGGUCUUCAUUCUGGACUCGCUUUCAGGAGCUAGGAGGAAGAAUGACUCUGAAUAUAGCAGUUUGGGGGGAGCAACCAUGGGAGUGGGUACUUUCAGGAAGACCUGGCAGUGGGCUUCCUGAAUGCAUCUGUUGUUGGCCAGCGAGGGAGACAGGAUUCUGCUCUAGAUAUACUUAUGGCCUGAUCCAGCAUCUGGGCUCUUCUUCUGUUCUUCUGUUAGCUGCAGUGCAGAAAAGGGUCAAUUUACACUCCACACAAUGACCAGUAGACUUGUACCCAGUGUUGCUUGGAAAUUAUAAGAAAAAACAAACAAACCUCAGUGGUUAAAAUCAGUGCAAUUUUGAAGGGUUUGAUCUUCCAUCUUGCUUCAAGCUGGCACUCAUUUGUAUUCAAGCACAGAUGAAAACCUGUCCCUUGAUCUGAGGAACUACCAUGAUAAAUUCGGUUAUGAUAUCUUACGAAGUGUCCGAAUGCACAACAAACAGCUUUCCGCAAUAUAUAGUAGGUUAGUUUAGAAACCCCCGGAGCAAUUCACAAAUCAAAUUGUCAAACACAUAAGAGAAUGUAACAUAAAAAUCAUCUUCAACCUUGAAACAGCAAGUUGGAACAAUUCCAUAUAGACUGUUUUCCAGUUUUCCUCAGCCUAAUUGGCAAUAACCUCAAAGGCUGAGUGAAAAAUAUGUCCUCAAUAGCCACAAUAUGUCCACAAUAUUUGUGGUAAGUGAUGGAUCUCCAGAGGCAGAGAGUUUCACUACGAGGGGAAUGCAACAGAAAAGGCCUUUGACCGGCUCGCUGUUCCUUGGCCUUCACCUAGUGGUGGCAUCCCAAACAGACUCCCCUCCAAUGAAAAAGCUUCAACUGGCUCAUUCAUCUUACAGAUGUGGGAAGUGCAACCUCCUCCCAACAACUUAAAAGCAGCCUUCCCUGACCUAGUGCCCUCCAGAUGUUUUGAACCACAGCUGCUUCAGUCAGCAUGGCUGUAUGAUGAUGGGGAUGGUGGGAGAUGUCAUCCAAAACCUUUGGAGGACCCCAGGAUGGGGAAGGCUAUUAAAAGCAUCAUGCAAAGAAACUUCACCAGACUCUCUCUUUUCAUUCCAAUGCAGCCUUCUUGGGUUCCUUGACAUCGCAGUGGAGGUGAACCUCACGGCCAUUGUCCGCCUGACCAUGGAUGGCACAGGCUACCCCAAGCUGGUGAUCGACCAUUGUGACACCCUUCUUGGAGGCAUUAAAGUCAGGCUGCUUAGAGGGUGAGCUGCAUCCAUCUGACCAACCUGACGUCUUAUGGGGUUGGGGAUGGAGCGACUCCCAUUAUUUAUUCCAGGGAUGAGGUUGGUGGGCCAGAUCCUGAUUUCCCCUGAUGUCCCCUGGGUGGGUGUUAUCUACUGAGUUGAAGAGGAUCUAAAAUGCAGCAGUCUGAUUGGUCUUAGAAUAAUAGGCUUCAGAAUGCAGCAGUCUGAUUGGUCCCAGAACUACAAGAAAGAAGAUUCCACCUAAACAUUAGGAAGAGCUUCCUGACAGUAAGAGCUGUUCGACAGUGGAAUUUGCUGCCAAGGAGUGUGGUGGAGUCUCCUUCUUUGGAGGUCUUUAAGCAGAGGCUUGACAACCAUAUGUCAGGAGUGCUCUGAUGGUGUUUCCUGCUUGGCAGGGGGUUGGACCCGAUGGCCCUUGUGGUCUCUUCCAACUCUAUGAUUCUAGGAGACAGAAUGCAGCAGUCUGAUUGGUCCCAGAACAAUAGGAUUCAGAAUGCAGCAGUCUGAUUGGUCCCAGAACAAUAGGAGACAGAAUGCAGCAGUCUGAUUGGUCCUAGAACAAUAGGAUCCAAAAUGCAGCAGUCUGAUUGGUCCUAGAACAAUAGGACCCAGAAUGCAGCAGUCUGAUUGGUCCUAGAACAAUAGGACCCUGAAUGCAGCAGUCUGAUUGGUCCACAGGAGCCACCCAAUCCAGCUCCAGGUGGAAGUGAAUCCGCAACCUGAUUGGCCUACAGGAGAAUCCCGGAAUUAGCUAAUCACGUGGGGCCCAUUGUGUAAAUAAUGUAUAUAAAGCAGACAUUCUGGGGGAACUUCCAUUCCUCCUCACCAGUAUGAGCUGAAUAAAGAGCAUGAAAUCCGCUCUCGAUUCUGAGUAUAUUUCGGUCACUUUGACACAGCAGCUGAUGAAGCACCCCCCUUUGCAGACUGGCUUUAAACUCAAGCUGGUUUGCAAAGGAGAAAGUUCCCUUUGCCCAUGCUUAGGGGUAUUCGAGAAUUUCAGUAACACUCUUGCAGUUUUCAUGUCCAUCUAUGUUCAGGACUGAAAAUCAGUCAAGCAAAUUCGUUGGUUUUCAUUCACAUCUUGCUUGUUUUUAAGACUGCAGACAAUACUUAAUUACUUCUUUUUUACACUGUUUGGGUGGUUUUUUGGGGAUAAUUUUUUCCUUUCUUUCUCCCCCCCCCCCACCCCGCUCCAGCCUACUCCCUAUUGUGGAUAAUUUAUUGGCACGUGUCCUGAACAAGCUCCUUCCAGAACUGGUAAGUGAUCAGCCGGGGCAAGUAUCAUCCAAUGUGCAAUGGGAUCAGGCUCAGGAAAUGUAUUAGGAUAGAAAUACUUGUAGAAAUUCAGUGUAGUUCCUGGCUUGGGCACCAAACUCUGUCCUUGUGAGAGAAGUAUUUGAUGUCCGGAGAAAUGAGAUGAAUAAAGAGAAUUGUGAGAUGCACGUAUUAAAUUUUGGAAAAUGCAUAAAUAAAAAUAAUAAAAAAGAGAUAGUCUUUGACGAAACUUAAAAGGAGGAAGAAAAAAAUAACUGCGAGCACAAUUGCUUUGCAUGUAUUACCAUUUGAUUCCAGACAUUUUGCCACAAAUGUCUCAUUAGAACAUUGAAUUUUUCAGCUGUGUCCAGUCCUAGACAUCACACUGGGCUUAGUGAACGAUCAGCUGGGACUUGUGAACUGUAAGUGUCUCUUGUGGUUCCUUCUGUCUUCCCAUUCUUUCAUAUGGAUGAUCUCACUGCUCCUGCAACCUGGGGCGGGGUCCGACAGCCUUUUAUCUCUGUCGGGGUAACGGCGGUCCUGAUCCCCUGGCGACUCACCUCCCUGUCUCGCCCGAAGGCGAGCACUCCUCCUGCGAGUACUCAGGUCUCUCCUUCUCUCAGACCUGAGUCUCUGCAGCUGGGGAGACAUCGGCAGGUUACUAGACCCAGGGGCCACCUCAGCCUCCCCUGACCCAACCGGUAGUGGAGCAGCUGUAAGCGAUGGCCCAGCUGGAGGCAAGGAGGUAAUCCCUGCAUCUGGAGCCAGGGCAGGCUCAGGCCCCUGACUCGGCCCAGCUGGUGCUUGUUGCAGGAGAACCUGUGCAGACUGGGGCUCUUCAGAAUCAGGCCCCAGACUUGGUUCAGGUGAUGCCUGAGGCAAAGGAUCCGGCGCGGACUGAGACUCCUCUGGUUCCGAGUCUGAGCCCGAGUCCCAGGCCAUCACAUCCAGUGAAGGGGAGUCCAUGUCAGGGACCAGGCAGAGGAGGAACGGUGAAGACCUCCUCCCCAGCCUGACCCUUCCAGAGACAAAGAAGACAGUUCAGAAUUACAACGGGGGCUUGAGGGAGGUCACAGCUCAGAGGCAGAUGAGGGGAAAAGCUGGGAAAUAAUGGGAGAGGUGGAGGAAGAAGAAGAACCACCAGGAGGGCGACAGCUGAUGGAUACAGUGUCUUUAGAAAGCAUUCCAGACCACCACCAUCCCCGCUCCCAGAACCCGGCGAGCCUUGAAAGUAGGAGAGCAAAGGCUUAGAAGCAAAGGGCCCCCAGCACUACCCGUAGAGGAGAUGGUGAUGAAUAAGGAAUUGGGAGGAAAAUGGGGUGGAGAGUCACUCAGGACAACACCAUUAUUCCAAGAGGCUGUGUUCCAAGCCUCUCUCCGUAAAUAUUGAAUAAAAAGCAGAUGGUCAGAACUUUUCCUCGUCUUAUCCGUUCCUGGCAACCUGCUGUGGGGUUGUGUUCUCAGCUACCUAACAGCCCACCACCUUCCCAGGGGUGUCUAUUGCACUGUCAAACGGCUCUUGCCAUCAGAAUCACCUGAAGUUCUUCCUAAUGUUAAGUCAGAAUCCCCUGAUUAUGAGAAGCCUGGGGAAAUAUUGACAAUCCAAAGCAUGAGAAAUCCUAAAUUCUUCCUCCUUCCCUUUCUCUUUCCUCCCAGCUCUGGUCCCUCUGGGUAUAUUGGGAAGUGUCCAGUACACUGUCUCCAGCCUUCCACUCGUGACGGGACAUUUCCUGGAAAUUGAUUUGAAUGUAAGUCCCAGUUUGCUGAGAUGGAUCUUGAUGGUGGGGUGGCCCCUGCGUGGAUUGGCUCGGACUCCACAAAGUCACCUGUUUUGCUUGGCUGUGGGUCUUGGCCAACUUCCGCCAUGGGAGUGGACUUUGAGUCUGGCUUUCCUUGCUCUGCUUUUAUUGAACUCACUAGAGAGGAUAACAAUGGGAGAGGGAUGAGUCCUUUGUCCUAUUAGUUUCCUCUGUCACUGUUUGCAAAGCACAGUCAUACCUCAUGUUACGUUUGCUUCAGGUUGAGCAUUUUCAGGUUGCGUCCCAUGGUGGCCUGGAAGUAACGGAACGGGUUACUUCCUGGUUUUGCCGCUCACGCAUGCGCAGACGCGCAAAAUUAUGUCACGUGCAUGCGCAGAAGCGGCAAAUCGCAACCCGCGCAUGCGCAGAUGCAGGUUUCGUUCUGUUCAGGUUGUGAACGGGCCUCCAGAAUGGAUCCCGUUCGCAACCAGAGGUACCACUGUAUCAGGCAAUGGAUAGGAACGCCAGGGAACGUGGAUGCAUUGGGUGUCAUGAGCCAAAGACUAAGGCAGAGAGUCUCAAACUUUCAGUCUUGCUAAAUGAAAGCCACAACCCUGUCUCAGCUCUCAUGAAUCCCAGGGUAUGUUUCAGAGCCUUGAUCCUGGAGAAGCACAGAACAUGGAUGGUGGCUUAUGGGCAAGGUGCGGGCACCAGGUCCUUCUUCCUCAGAGUCUCAGAUAAAAUUUUGCAGUUGUUGUUUCAAGUGUCAGAAAAGAUUUGCAGAUGAUGCCCAGCUAUACUGGAUUAUGAAAACUCAGACUGUGAAGAGCAUCAAAAGGUUCUCUCCAAACAGGGCAAAAAAGUCAGAGGCAUGAAAAUUGGGUCUUAUUUGGGGAAGGGGAAAUCACAGCUCCUUGCUGAGGUAUGGGAGGGACUCGUGGACCAAGGGCCAGUUUGUCCAGGGCUCCAUCUGCACCCCCACUUAAUUCAUUUUGUGCCCUACUUCUUCCCUCAUUAUUUUGCAAGAACAAAAGACUUUCCUACUGCCAGGAUGGCAUUUUGAUUUCCCAUCUUUUCGCUAACUGGUAGUAAAGCGAAAAGCGAUCUUAAGAAUCUGCUGGUGAGGUCACACUGGUGGACAUGUCCUCCGCUAUCUCUGCUUGGUUGAGUUCCACCUCCCUUCUGCCUCCACCUCCUUUGUAGGACUCUAGUCCUCAUUGUCGCUUCUGGGAGCGACCCUGUUCAUUUCUGGUCGGUAGGCGGUUGUGGUGGCAGCUGCCUAGAGCCACAAAGUGUUGUGUUUUGUUCACCUUCCCCAAAGACACGCUAUUAGCUCUUUCAGAAAAAUCAGAUGUGUGUGAUAUCGAUGGCAUGCACAAGUUUUCCAGGUGAGCCAGUCUCUUAUGACAGAACGUUCCACCAGAUCGGGGCCACGGCCAAAAAGGCCCUGGUUCUGGUUGAGGCCAGUCUGAUCUCCCUGUGGCUCGGGACCUCCAAGAUGUUUUUGUUUGAAGACCGUAAGGUCCUCCGUGGGACAUACCAGGAGAGGCGGUCCCGUAGGUAUGAGGGUCCUAGGCCGUAUAGGGCUUUAAACAAGGAGGCGGGGAGUGUUGGGGAGGCCAUUCCUUCUUUCGCUUCCAAGUGUGUGUGUGUGAGAGAGAGAAGCUUUGUGUCUCUUUUUCCUUCCUUCCCUUCCUCCAAGGGGAGGGCAAAGCUUUCUUUCUCUCCCCUGGGGAUGGAGAGAUGGAAAGAGAUGGAGAGAGGGAAAUCUAAGCACAAAGGUGGAAGGGAAGGAAGGAAGUCAAUGGGAUUCACACAGUGCGAAGUUCCUCAAGGUCUGGGAACCCGAUGCCCUAAACCCAUCUGCCUAUUUCUGGGUGGAAAUCUUCUCUAUUCCUGUUUUGCAGCAUGCUUUUUGGGGGGGAGAAGUGAUAACAAAUGGUGCAUGUGUUUUGGUGUGUGUGUGUGUGUGUGUGUGUGUGUGUACAGGCACCGAUGAAGAAAGGAGGGGCAGGUCCAUAAGCAGACAGAGGGGUGGAGGGAAUGAAAACCAAGAUAAAUCCAUUGAAGCCCUAACUCCAGGUUUCAAAACUUUUGUUAUCUGUGCACAAAGCGGUCAGGUAUGAACCUGUGGAGGUCAGCAGAGGACAAAACGAAAGCAGAAAACGUGGAUGUUCAGGUGCGGUGAGGAUGAGCCCUAGGAAAGGGGUGUGAUAAGCAGUACUUUGCCUUGACUGGGUCAGCCUGAAGUAUUAGCACUUCAAGUCACAGAUCUCCUUCCAGGCUGGCUCUGGACAAAUUUGUGACACCUCGGCCGGUGGUUGCAUUGCCUGAGGACAGAGAAUGUCCCAGCCUGGGAUGCAGAAGGGGCAGCUGUUUAUUCCGUGCCACUGCAUGGCAUCUUUUGCCCUUUGGCAAAGGAUAAUGGGAUAAUGUCCCUCUUAAGUAAGAACAUAAGGAUAGCCUGUUGGAUCAGGCCCAUGGCCCAUCUAGUCCAGUGUCCUGUUCUCACAGCAGCCAAUCAGAUGCCCAUUAUGGGAAACUCACGAGGAGGACCCAAGGGCAAGAGCAAAUUUCUCCUCUCCUGUGGUCUCCAGCAAUUGAUGUUCAGAAGCAUCACUCUCUUCAACUGUUGUGGGCAGAGCAGAGCCAUUGUGGUUAGUAGCCAAUGACAGUGCAAGACUUCACUGGCAUCCCAAUAAAUUUAGCAGCUCAGGGCAAAAAGCCUGGGUUGACUGUGGAGAUGAGCCAGGCUGGGAAAUUUCACAUCCAGGCCUUCAAGCUGCCAGGAUUAUUAGACUAGUGUUUCCUGUUACCUUCCUUAAAAAGGUAAAGGGACCCCUGACCGUUAGGUCCAGUCGCGGACGACUCUGGGGUUGCGCCGCUCAUCUCGCUUUAUUGGCCGAGGGAGCCGGCGCACAGCUUCCGGGUCAUGUGGCCAGCAUGAUGAAGCCGCUUCUGGCGAACCAGAGCAGCGCACGGAAACGCCGUUUACCUUCCCGUCAGAGUGGUACCUAUUUAUCUACUUGCACUUUGAUGUGCUUUCAAACUGCUAGGUUGGCAGGAGCAGGGACCGAGCAACGGGAGCUCACCCUGUUGCGGGGAUUCGAACCGCCGACCUUCUGAUCGGCAAGCCCUAGGCUCUGUGGUUUAACCCACAGUGCCACCUGUGUCCCUGCCACCUUUCUUAGAUGACCUUGAAAACCGCCUCAAAGCUAGGAUUCCAUCCCAUCACGCACGCAGCAAAAUGGGACCGCCUGCCUCACAUCCUUGUUCCUUCCCUCUAGACUGCGGUUGGGCAGGUGGCCGGACCCCUCCUUAACUACCCGCUGGGCAAGCCGGAAGCUCCCCCCAUGCCGCAAAGGGUGCCAAUGCCCCCCAUGCCUCCCAUGGCCGACACAACCAACUCUCAGCUGGGGCUGUCGGUGAACUUCCUCAGCUCCGUCGUGGCUGUUCUGCAGAAGCAAGAGGCCCUGAACAUCGACAUCUCGGAUGGGAUGGUGAGUUGGGAAGCGGAUGCUGGGGGGGGGGGGCAUCUCUUGGCACCUCCCAGCCAGGCGGGAAGCUGAAGGCACAGGGGGUGAAAUCUACUCGGAGUCGAGAGUGGAUUUCCUGCUCUUCAUUCAGCUCAUAGUGGGGAGGAGGAAUGGAAGUUCCCCUGAAAUGUCUGCUUUAUAUACAUUAUUUACACAGUGGGCCCCACGUGAUUGGCUAAUUCUGGGAUUCUCCUGUAGGCCAAUCAGGUUGCGGAUUCAUUUCUACCUGGACUGGGUGGCUUCUGUGGACCAAUCAGACUGCUGCAUUCUGAAUCCUAUUGUUCUAGGACCAAUCAGACUGCUGCAUUCUGAAUCCUCUUGUUCUAGGACCAAUCAGACUGCUGCAUUCUGGACCCUACUGUUCUAGGACCAAUCAGACUGCUGCAUUCUGAAUCCUAUUGUUCUAGGACCAAUCAGACUGCUGCAUUCUGGAUCCUAUUGUUCUAGGACCAAUCAGACUGCUGCAUUCUGGAUCCUAUUGUUCUAGGACCAAUCAGACUGCUGCAUUCUGGAUCCUAUUGUUCUAGGACCAAUCAGACUGCUGCAUUCUGAACCCUAUUGUUCUAGGACCAAUCAGACUGCUGCAUUCUGAAUCCUAUUGUUCUAGGACCAAUCAGACUGCUGCAUUCUGGACCCUAUUGUUCUAGGACCAAUCAGACUGCUGCAUUUUGUAUCCUAUUCAACUCAGUACAUAACAGGGGGGAAUUCAGAAAACUAGACCCUUGUUUUCCAAAUUCGCCUGCCUCGUCCCAAGUGCCAAAUCUUUGCUUUUGGUUAUGUAGUUGCAAGGCAAGGCACUCUGCAGUGCAGAAACCCACUUCUCAUUUUAAUGUGAAGCUACUGAGUAUUCCCCAAAACAGUAUGUGAACGGAGCACACCAUUCCUUUGAAAUUCACCUUUGCUCUGAUUUUGGGAAGCACUUCUCCACCCAAAAAAUGCAGCAAGAGUGUAUCUUGUGUACUGGUUAGAGUGUCACACUAGUACCAGGGAGACCAGAGUUCAAAUCCUCGUUUGGCUGUGAAGCCCAAUUGGUGUAACCUUGAGCCAGUCACUGCCUCUCAGCCUAAUGUCCGUCACUGGGAAGUUGUGGGGCUUACAGGAGGUGGAGGAGAAUGUGGUUCUGCGGCAAGGACCCGGUAAAGAACCUCGCCGCGGCAUUCUGCACCCGCUGGAGUUUCUGGGUCAGCUUCAAGGGCAGCCCUGCGUAGAGUGAGUUACAAUAAUCAAGCCUGGAGGUGACCGUCACAUGGAUCACUGUCCAAGCCUCUUUGGAAGCCAUCCACCUUAGUCACCACCACUGCCUCCUGUGGCAGGGAGUUCCAUAGUUUAACGGUGCACUGCAUGAAGAAGUAAAAUAACUAGCAAAGAGCUGGGGAGUCUGCGUUAUCUUUUGCCCAUUUUCUUUCCCCCUUCCUUCUCCCCAGUUCCCUGAGCUUCCUCCUCUGACGACAUCGACUCUCGGGGCCUUGAUUCCUUCGGUGAGUCCACUCACUUGACGCUGUGCUGCCCGGAUCUGAGCUCUGCCCGGGCAGCCUGGUGCGCUUCAGCUUAGUUUUACCUGCACAGGUGAACUUUGGAAUCCAAGCAGCCUCCGGUGGGGAAAAGCUGCGCAAAGGGCGCUGCAAUAAUUCCAUUGGCACCCACUUAAAAACAACAAGAAGAUUCUCCAUUUCCUGGUUCCUGCAUAAAACAUAACUAACAACUGCAAGAACAAAAGGACUGUUUGCCACUCAGAGGUCAUUGCAAAAAUACCUGUACAGGUAUCAUAAAUUCAAAGAAAACCACCCAUUAGACCUUUAGCCCUGCAUAAAUUCUUUCACUUCAGUCUCAAUAUAUUUUAAGGGAUAUCUACAGCAGGCAUCCCCAACCCGGUGCCCUCCAGACACAGGUGGGCUAUAAACGCAACAAGCAAGUAACAAAGCGAACGUGGUUUGCAGGUGUUCCAGAUGUUCCCAGAGCCGCGCUCCCUCCUUCUGAAGGUGUCGGUCCCUGAUGUUCCGACAGUGAAGCUGCAGAAAGACAAGGGCCUGAUCCACCUCAUGGCCAGCGCUGAAAUACUGGCGUCGAAGCCAAAUGACGCUCAUCAAUCUCUCUGCACCCUGGAAAUUGUGAGUAUCGAGAAAUGACGGCAUCACACCUUCCCACUUUCACUCCCUCCCUCUGGAAUAGGCUUCCUUUUUUAAAAAAAAUAUUUUUUUAUUGCGUUUUACAAUACAAAUUUAAAUUCAAACAAUAAACAUCAUCAUCAUUUAGGAUUCCCUGAAUGCUUUGAUUCCCCUUCGCCCUUCCAUGGUUACCAUUUUCAAUCUUUUCCCAGUGCUUCCCUUAUUUUCCCUGUUUUUCUUGAAUAAUCUUCAUCAGUUAUUCGUCUCUGGUCAGGACUUUAGCUUCUUUCCAUCUCUGGGCCAGUCGUUGUUUUUCUUCCAAAUAAUAUUUAUUAAGUUUUCCAAUUUAAUAACCCAAUAAAAACCACAUUAAAACAUUCCAGUUUGGUUUGGUUUGGUUUGCACUUUCUACUUGCACUUUCAACGUGCUUUCGAACUGCUAGGUUGGCAGGAGCUGGGACCGAUUAAAGCACAAUAAAACAUCAAACAUUAGAAACUUCCCUAAACAGGGUUGCCUUCAGAUGUCUUCUAAAAGUCAGAAAGUUUACCUCCUUGACAUCUGCUGGGAGGGCGUUCCAACAGGGCGGGCGCCACCACCGAGAAGGCCCUCUGCCUGGUUCCUUGUAACCUCACAUCUCACGGGGUGGGAGCCGCCAGAAGGCCCUCGGCACUGGACCUCAGGCUGAACAAUGGGGUGGAGUUGCUCCUUCAGGUAUACUUGCUUGCCAUACAUGCUUGUCCCCAUGUGGUCCUUACAUCAGCUCCACCCCUAGGACCACAACGAACUUCUAAAAUAUUGUCCAAAUUUAUAUAGGGAUACACAUUCUGUGUUUCAGGCUCUGGCCGAGGAACUUAGUAGUGUUAGAAACACUAUAAUUAUGGCCAUUUGGCAAGUAUUUAUCUGACGCUGGCAGCGUGAUAUGGACAGAUUGAAGAUGCGAUGGAGCCACCACCGGUGUGGCCCUGCAAUGGGAAAGUCAAGACAGGGGGUGACUCUCGAGUCAUUGAGUCAUGGUUAGGGGACCCAGACUUUUCUAGGGCUUACGGGGAAUCAGGAAGGGCUUGGUUAAGAAACGAACCAUUUCCCCAUUUUUCACCGCAGGACACAACUUUGCUGGCCUCGUUUUCCGUUGAGGACAACAAACUGAAAAUCAGCGUUGCUCUUGAGAAGUAAGUGUGGCAUUUCUUAACUUAUGGGCACUUAUAUUUUAAGUGUUAUAAUGGGAUUGUUUUGUUACACAUUUUAAUUAUGGAAGUUUAUAUUUCAACAUUUGUGCAAUUGGUUUUUAAACUUGUAAACUGCUUAGAAGCCUAUUUUGUUUUUAAAUGGUUUUUAUUAAUAAAAAUAACACUUGAAGAUCUCUCUCCUCAUUCCUUCCCUGAGUUGUGCUUCCUCCCUUUAGAGGGGAUGUGGGAAAGGCCUUUUGCAUCUGAUCUCUAUUUCCCUCCCUGGAGUCAACUAAGGUUGCCUGAAUCCUCAAUGACUGCUCUCACUUUUUCUUCUUUUUCUGCAGGUCACAUCUCUCAGUGGCUUCCUCGUCCAUUGGGAAAUUUGAUGUAAGAAUAUGUUAUAUCUAUUUAUUUAUUCAGAACAUUUGUACCCCACUCUUCAGCCAAAAAAAGGCUCCCAGAGUGGCUUACGUACAAUCAAAGCAAGAUGGUCCCUACUCAGAGGCUUAAAAUCUAAAAAGCGUGAGAAAUGAACACGACACACAAGGAGAAAGGGACAAGGAGGGAAGAGGAGAAAUAAAAGCUCAGGCACCAAUUUCUAAGCUGUAGUUCCUGAUGGGGCUGACCUGUGACAGCAGAGCUGAUGGAGAGAACUCUGCUUCCCAGCUCUCCACUUAUUAUUUUAAAAUUCCUAAGCGGUGUGCAAAAUAUACAACAUGAAUAAAUAAAAUAGUAUCAUAAAAAUGGAAACACUACAUAAAAACAGUAUAACCAGUACAGUGGACAGGUUGUGAAUGUGAUCUGUGCGGGAGGCACGUUCACAACCCGCAGCAUUCGCAACCCGUCUGCGCACAUGCGGGCUGCAAUUCGGUGCUUCUGCGCAUGUGCAAAGUGCGAGUUAGUACUUCUGCGCAUGCGCAACCACCAAAACCAGGAAGUAACCUGCUCUGCUACUUCCGGGUUCCGGUGGGUCCGUAACCCGAAAAAAUGCAACCUGAAGCGUCUGUAACCCGAGGUAUGGCUGUAUAUAUAUUAUUUUAUUGAUGCUAUCGCUACAGGUUUCUCAUGCUCUUUGAUGAGAACAAUAAACUUAUCAACUGAACUGAAAAUCACUUCUUUUGUUGACGCAGGUCUCCCUCAUGGAGGGGCUGGUCAGCAAGAUCUUUGAUGUUGCGUUCCUUCCCGCUAUGAAUGGUAAGGACGUUCUACAAAACCAUGAUUUGACAUUCCAACAACUUUCUUUCGCGCUGCAUGAAAAUUCAGAGCGGAACUAAUUGCGUGCCAAGCCAUGGGCAGUUCAGUCUGUAGUCCUGGAGACAUCUUUUGCUCAGAGAGCUGAAAUGAGAUGGGAGUGCAGGGAUGUCGCAGGUAGCCUUGAUUUUGGAUCCCUGAAUAAAAAUUGCUUUGCUGCAGGGAUGGAGAAGAGCCACAGCUCAGGGAAAUUAAAUAAAUAGAGAGGUGAUUGGUUGCAAAAUAAAAAAUAAAAAUGAUGGGAAAAUGUAGAUUGUUUCAUAGAAGAAGAUCGGACGUGAAAGGGUCCAGUUUAGCAGCAGGUGUAAUAGCAAUCUGGACAGUAUUUUGACAGAAAACAGCAAGGAUCAUUCAUAAAUGUGCAAAGGUCUUCCACUCCCAAGUGGAACACUUAUUCCAAGAAACGUUGACAGUCUUAUCAUUUUUUAUAAAUAGGAUAAGGUUACCAGAUGUCCCUGUUUCCUGGGGACAGUCCCCAGAUUAACAAAUCAGUCCCCAUACAAAAUCCUAUCAUUCCUGCUGAAGCUGAAAAGUGUCCCCGGAUUCAUUGAAAAGAAUCUGGUAACCUUAAAAUAGGGGCAGGUGUGAACCAGAAAGAAUGCAAAAUAGAGAAAUUUGUUCUUGGAAGGCCCAGCUCAUAUUUGCUACAGCUCAGUACAUUUUGGAGACUCUGGUUUCCUGGUUUCAGGAGAAAUCUGAAACUCCCAAUUUCUGUAGAAGCCGCUUGCACAAAUCUUGCUGCUCAUCUGACACCAGGGACAGGUAGCCAGAUUCCUACAACCUGCUUUAGGGAUCCCACAGAAUUUGAAAGCUUUAGAUCACUCCUGGAAAAGAAGGCUCUCCCAUCCCGAAAGGUGCUGACCUAUUGGUCUUCCCAUAUCUUGUUACGUUUCCCUUUUGUGGGAUGUGAAACACAAGAGCAGUCAAGUACAACAUUCCUAGAGUGAACAUGUUUACACAAGGGGAGGAAUGUUUGUCCAGCCAGCAGGUAAACUUCCUGUUUCCUUCUGGGCUGGGACAGACUUCCUCUGCAUGUGACUAGAGGUGGGCGUGGCCUCACCUGUGCAGGUAACGACAAAAGCACAGGGCAGGGCAGCCAUCUCUCUCCCUUUGACUACAUGCAUCGAAGAAGCAACAUCUGCUUAGCCAAAGAUGCAGAGGGACUUUCUCCUUAUGAGAUAGUUUCCAGGUGUAUGUUACUUUUCUAAGCUAAGUCUGCCUUCUGGGAUCCUAUUGUGAACAGAAUGAUGUGUGAGUAAACCUUUUUAUACUUUUAUAGAAGACUGGGUUGUGUCUUAUCUUUUAUGAGGGAAUAAGGGGAAAAUACAAGAACAGUUAUUAUAGAGGCUUUAGCGAGCCUGAGCAAACCCAUCCGCUGCAAGUUUAAAAAGAGGAAUGUUGCUCUGCUAAAUUGUGAACUUGUUUACACAAGUUGGAAAAGCUAUAAUCAAACAAUAUAUCCUCUCCUGCAUCCCUGAACAUUCCCACACCUUUGGGAUCCCUCGUUCCAUCUCUCCCGGAGGGAAUAAUCAAAUCUGCCUCUUUCUGCAGGUGAUAUUUUGUGGCAGAUAUCAGAACAAAACAAUAUUUAUCAAAAAAAGAUCUAUACUGCCAACAUUGUGGGGAAAUACCAUGGAUGCAAACAGCAGAAAAUCAGCAGUAAAAUUGCAUUUGUGAAGCAUGUACAAAAUAAAUAAGAUGAGACAACCUCAUCACAUACAGUUUCCCCUUCGUACUAGAAAACUAAUAUUUUUUCUCCUUUCUGGCUGCAGGUGUGUUAGGUAAUGGAGUUCCUCUCCCCAAGUUGCUGAAUAUAGACUUUGACAACGCUGACAUUGAUGUCAUUGAAGUAAGUGCACCAACUCUGAAAAUUCCUGGCGGUAUUCUGUCACACCUUAAUUGUCACGACAGGCUUAAGCUCAUUCCCAAAGAAGCAUUUGACGCCUGAAGACUUUUAAAUUGACUUACUAGCAGAAAGUGCCUGGAGUUCUUUGAGAAUUCUUAGAAACCAAAAAGUACAGUUUGGAAAUCAGUGGUUAAAAUCAGUGUGGUUCUGAAAGUCCACCAUCUUGCUUCAAAAUGGCACCCAAUCGUAUCAAGACAUGGAGAAAAUCCAACUCCUUGAUCUCAGGAACCGUCACGCAAAUUUGGGUUAUGGUUUCUUAAAUUUGGUUAAAUUUGGCGUUUUGAAAGUUUCAGCCCACCAUCUUGAUUCAAAAUGGCAUCCAGUUAUAUCCAAACACAGACAAAAAUUUGUCCCUUGAUGUCAGGAACCGUCAUGCAGAAUUUGGUCACAAUAUCUUGAAAUAUUGCUUUAUCCUGGAUUAGAUCGGCCUUUGGUCUGGUCCAGAGUCUGGGCUCUUUUUGUGUUCUUAUGGGAAGAAGUUUUUGAUGUGUGACACUUUAAUGUAUUUUUAAUCUUUGUUGGGAGUCGCCCAGAGUGACUGGGGAAACCCAGCCAGAUGGGCGGGGUACAAAUAAUAAAUUAUUAUUAUUAUAUUAAUUUUAUGAGUCCACUAAUGAUGAUAUUGGACCAGAGCUGAGGGGGUCCCAGAAAUGAGAACUGAAGCUCUUGGUUUCGCCCUUUUUUGCAGGAUCUGCUUGUGUUGUCUGCGUGAGUCGAAGAGGAGACCAGAAGGUACUCAGUGGAGCGCAAGGGCAGUCGCAGAAAAGGCCAGCUAGUUCCAGACCAAUUUGCCCCACAACAUCAUCUUUCAAACUGUACAAUGCAUUUGAAUCAGGCCGGGCUCCUUCCGGGAAAACACAGACUGGGUUUUGAGUGCAGAAGGAUUCCAGCAAGACCCUGUCACUCACAAGAUCGUGGCAUUUCCUCCUUUCCCUUCAGCUCUGCCGUUUCCGAGAGGGUGCACACACAUAAACACACAAACUGCAUUUCCUGCAUUGUUUUAAUAAAACGUUUCUCCUUUCCACUGCAUUUGGAGUGACCUUGAGUCUCUUUAGAGUCAUUGCAAAAACAACAACAACAACAACAAAUUUUAUUUAUACCCCGCCCUCCCCAGCCAAGACCGGGCUCAGGGCAGCUAACACCAAAUAUAAAACAAAUUGAUUGAAAUACAACUUAAAAACAAGAUUACAAUACAACAUUAAAACAUUAAAAUGCAGCCUCAUUUCAGCAGAAACUCAAAAACUUUUGGGGGAUGAAAACGUCAAGUCUUCACCAAGGCCAACUAUCCAGACUGGUCCUACGUGGGCCAGAAAAAAGGCAGGGAAGUCCCCAAACAGGAGUUCCAUCACAGAAGGAGAAAGGAAAGAGGGGAAGGGGAUCAAGUUGAUUCCAAGCCAAAGGCCAGGCGGAACAACAACCAAGCAAACAUCUGGCAGCGAUGAAAUGAGGGCAAAUGGAUUGUCACUGGGAGGGCCUGUUGAUAGCAAAGAGAAGGAUCUGUGCCAAUGAGGCAGCUCUUUUGUUUUUCUAAAACUUGCUUCUUUUAGUGAUAGAAUCAUAGACUAGAGUUGGAAGGGACCCAAGGGUCAUCUAGUCCAACCCCCUGCCCUGCCAUGACUAGAUGGGCCAUUGACCUGAUCCAACAGGCUCUUUUUACCUUCUGUAGCACAGUGGCAGAGCCCCUCCUUUGCGUGCAGAUGGUUCCAAAUUUAGUCCCCUGCAUCUCUGGUUAGAAAGAUCAGACAGCGCGUGAUGAUGGGGGAAAUUGUUGUUGUUGUUGUUGUUGUUGUUGUUGUUGUUAUUAUAUCUUUCCCUCUGUCUACAACCCUGGAGAGCCAUGACAAGUCAGAGUCAUGAUAAUGAUAAUAAUAAUAAUAAUAAUAAAUUUUUAUUUAUACCCUGCCCUUCCCGGUACAAAAACUGGGCUCAGGGCGGCUAACAACAAACUUAAAACACUUAAUUAUAAAAGCAGCAUAAAAUACAGUAUAAAAACAUGAAUAACAGUAAAAUAAAAAAAUAAAAAAUCGAUUAGAUAAUCCCCAGGGCUAGCUGGCUGAAUUGGUCUUCCUUGGGCCAGCAAGGAGACCAGGGGAGAAUUAGCUGUGGGGUCUCAGAGCGGGUGAUCUUCAUAAAAGGGGAAGGGGAGGGAAGAGAAGAGAAGGGAAAUAAAAGAUCAGGCUAAGUUCAAAUUGAAAGCCAGGCGGAAUAGCUCUGUCUUACAGGCCCGACGGAAGGAGGUUAAAUCCUGCAGGGCCCUGGUCUCAUGGGACAGAGCAUUCCACCAGGUCGGAGCCACCACUGAAAAGGCCCUGGCCCUGGUGGAGGAUAGUCUGACUUCCUUAGGGCCCGGGACCUCUAAACUGUGAUUAUUCAUGGACCUUAAGGUCCUCUGUGGGGCAGACCAGGAGAGUCGGUCCCGUAAAUACGAGGGCCCUGAGCUAGAGGGGCAAAUGGUCAGGGAUAAAGCAUCUUCCCACAUUCCUUUGUCACCACCUCCCUCUCGCAUCUGGCUCAGGUGCCGGAUGCCAGAUAGACAAACCAGUGAGAAAGGAGGAAGGGGCACCAGCAGUCUCAGCUGAGCCCAUCGGUGUUCAGAAGCAUACAAGGAUGUUUUAGGUCCCUCCUUGCAAGCCACUGCCUGGAUAGGCUGCGAGAUUAGAUCAUCAUCAUCAUCACCAUUUUUAAUUUGUAUACCGCCUUUCUAUCUUACAAUACUCAAGGCAGUUAACAAGCUGAAGAAACAAAAAAUGUACAUCUUAUAACAAUCAAAUGCAAUACAAAAAUGUGAUAAUAAAACAUAACUUUAAAAUAGGCAACCUCCAUCAAAAAAAUAACAUUCAACAAUUGUUAGAAUAGUAUUAAAUAAUAAUAACAUAUAAAAGUUAAACAGAAAUCUCCUCAACAGUUACAAUAAAUAAUUUCUAAACUAUGAGGGAUGCGGGUGGCGCUGUGGUUAGAGGGAUGUGGGUAGGCUUGCCGAUCAGAAGGUCGGUGGUUCGAAUCCCCACGACAGGGUGAGCGCCCGUUGCUCGGUCCCUGCUCCUGCCAACCUAGCAGUUCAAAAGCAUGUCAAAGUGCAAGAAGAUAAAUAGGUACCGCUCCGGCAGGAAGGUAGACGGCGGUUCCGUGCGCUGCUCUGGUUCGCCAGAAGCGGCUUAGUCAUGCUGGCCACAUGACCUGGAAGCUGUACGCCAGCUCCCUCGGCCAAUAAAGUGAAAUGAGCGCCGCAACCCCAGAGUCGGCCACGACUGGACCUAAUGGUCAGGGGUCCCUUUAUCUUUACCUUUUUACAUCAAAAAGUAACAUUCAACAAUCAUUAGAAUAGUAUUAAAUAAUAAUAACAUAUACAAGUUAAACAGAAGUCCAUUCAACAGUUACAAUAAAUAAUUUCUAAACUAUAAUCAGUAAGGCUGAUCGCCAAAGAAUUGAUGCUUUUGAAUUCUGGCGCUGGAGGAGACUCUUGAGAGUCCCAUGGACUGCAAGAAGAUCAAACCUCUCCAUUCUUAAGGAAAUCAGCCCUGAGUGCUCUCUGGAAGGACAGAUCCUGAAGCCGAGGCUCCAAUACUUUGGCCACCUCAUGAGAAGAGAAGACUCCCUGGAAAAGACCCUGAUGUGGGGAAAGAUGGAGGGCACAAGGAGAAGGGGACGACAGAGGACGAGAUGGUUGGACAGUGUUCUCAAAGCUGCUAACAUGAGUCUGACCAAACUGCGGGAGGCAAUGGAAGACAGGAGUGCCUGGCGUGCUCUGGUCCAGGGGGUCAUGAAGAGGCGGACACGACUAAACGACUAAACAACAACAACAUCCCAGACUCCUUCGCUCUGCCUUUGCUGUUUUUCACUUGUGGUGGGGAAAACAUUGGGUGGGGGGCAUACUGUCCCCCUUAUCUUUCCACAUAGGGGUGUGAGAGAGACAGCGGAAGACAGUGGGAGACAGUGGGUGCCUGGCGUGCUCUGGUCCAGGGGGUCACGAAGAGUCAGACACGACUAAACGACUAAACAACAACAACAAUAAUCAGUAAAACAACUGCAAGCCACAGUACAUAAAAUAAUAUAAUACAAAUUGAGAAGCAGAGACUAGAGGGUGGAGCAAGGCAGGUGGAAGGAGGCCUUCUCGGAUGGAGUCUCUCCCCUUCCUGCCGCCUUUGUCUUCCUUGCGAUGGGCUGCAACUCCCACCUGCCCCAACACGAGCACGUCGGGAUCGAGUUUGGCUUGGCAGGCUCUGGCACAGGAGGGGGGAACACGGGGGCAGGAAUGGUGGGAACUUGAGUCCUAGCUCCUGCCCCAAAUCACAAAAUCAGAGGCUCUCACGUGUGAGUAAGAAGGAUCUUUAUUCAGGCAAGUAAUUUUACAGGUUAUGGGACACCUAGAGAGCACCAGGUUGCGAAGACUGGCUGAGAUUGAGACUGGAUUUUUUCUUUUAUUUUGAAGAGUCGGAUAUAUUUCAAAAAUGGGCACCCUGACCCGUAGAUAGUUUUUCAGCUUCUCUCUGUAGCCUUGGGCUUACUUGUAUGAUGACCAACCAUGAGGACCAUCUCCCUGAGCUUCUCACUCUUUGGCCAAUAGGAGAAAAACAGACUGAAGAGACGUAUCACACAAAACUGGCAUUCCCACUACCAGCCACAAGAGGGCAGUCCCACCCUCUAAUAAUUCCCUCUGCCAUGCUGAGUGGUUUAAAAAUAAAAUAAAAAUCUGUGCGUUAAAUUUGAGGUUUUUAAAGGCAAAUAUUUGAAAUGAUGCUUGUGCCUUCUGGGAACUGUGAUAAGAGCGCCAUAUUUAAUAGGUUAAAUUAAUUUAAUUGUCAGCUGGUGCAAAGUUGGGUUAUGACUCUAUUAAGCUGGCUAGUUUGCUUAAGGUUACAAUUAAUUCAGGCAAAAGCUUUGACUCUGUUUAAAGGUCUGGUGUGUGGAGGGGAAGCAAACAGAGGGAAAGUCCAGUGGAUCUUAUUACAGGAAGCGGUGGACGUGAAAAAGGCAAAUUCCAUGCUAGGGAUCGUCAGGAAAUAGACUGAAAAUAAAAGUGCCAAUAGCAUAAUGCGGUUGUACAAAUUGAUGGUCCAACCACAUUUGGAGAACUGUGUUGAGUUCUGGUAACCUCACCUCAAGAAGGACAUUGCAGAGUUGGAAAAGGUUCAGAUAAGGGCCACCAAAAUGAGGUGGAGGUGGAGUGAGACCCCCUAUGGAGAAAGGGGGCUUCGUUUGGGAUUUUUUUAGUUUGGAGAAAAUGCGAGUCAAAGGCGACAGGAUAGAAGUUUAUAAAACUGUACACUUCAUGGAGAAAGUGCAAAGAGAAAAGUUUCCCUCUCUCUCUCUCAUAGCACUAAAACUUGUGGACACCCAGCAAAGUCGAAUGUCAGAAAGUUAAGACAGAUAAAGGAAAGUAGUUCUUUGCACAAUGCUUCAAACUAUGGAACUCACAGCUGCAGGAGCCAGAAAUGUUUAGGGAAGCUUUUGAUGUUUAAUAGGUUAUUGUAUUUUAGUGUUCUGUUGGAAGCCACCCAGAGUGGCUGGGGAAACCCAGCCAGAUGGGAGGGGUUUAAAUCAAUUAUUAUUAUUAUUAUUAUUAUUAUUAUUAUUAUUAUUAUUAUUAAAUGGCCACCAACCUGGAUGGAAGUACUUUUUCACGCAGCGCAUAGUUGAACUAUGGAACUCACUGCCACAGGAGGGAUUAUUGGUUGCCACAAACCUUUAAAACCUUUAAACGGGGGUGAGACAGACUCAUGGCGGAGGAGAGGGCUAUUGAUGGCUGCUCACCAGGAUGAUUCUCCUCUGUCUCCACAGCUGGAGGCAGAAAUGCUUCUGAAUCCCAGUUUCUGGAAGCCACAGGAAGGGAGAGGACUCUUGUGCUCAGACCCUGCUUCCAGGUUUCCCAUUGAGGCAUCUGGCUGCCCACAUCAUGGAUCAGAGAAGCCAUUCCUGACUUCUGUUUUGAAUUCCAGGUGCCCCUUUCUUGGUCUGGUGCAAAUCCUCUUGUCAGAGUGCUGGACCAAAAGACUCUCACUCUGCAGGUAGCACACUCCCAAGGUAGAGCAUUUCAUAGCGAAUACUAUCUGCUAAGCAAAUCAGUCUCUUAAGCUUAAGCUAAGAAAUAGUAUUCUCUAUGAAACUGAAUACCAAUAUACAUAUCAAGGCUUUGAGAUUAGACCACUGAAGAAGCCCGGAAAACUACCGUAUUUUUCGCUCCAUAAGACACACUUUUCACCUCCUAAAAAGUAAGGGGAAAUGUGUGUGCGUCUUAUGGAGCGAAUGCAGGUGGGCGGCUCUGCUCAGCGCUCCCUUUAAAGAGCUGCGGGGAGUGUGUGUACGGCUCUUGGGGGCUUUUCCCUUCAUCCCCCUGCCCAGGAGAGGCUUCGCACGGCUAUCCCAGAAGCCAGAACAGCAAGAGGCUAUCCCAGAAGCCAGAUCCCUCCUGCUGUUCUGGCUUCUGGGAUUCAGAAUAUUUUUUUUCUUGUUUUCCUCCUCCAAGAACUAGGUGCAUCUUAUGGUCUGGUGCGUCUUAUAGAGCGAAAAAUACAGUGCCUUGGGAGUGUGCUACCUGCAAGCCCCAUUGGGGGCAAACAGCAGCCUUACUUGGACUGCCAGGGCGAAACUGGUGCAAAACGCCAGCGCCCUGUCUACAACUUCAUCAACAUCCAUCUACAACUUCACUAGCAUCUCUCAGUAUUGUGAACAACACCGAACUUACCUUUUGUUGGUAAGUUGGUUCCUGAACUUACCUAAAAAGAUAAAGAAAACAAAAGACUGAGUUAAACACUUGAAAAAUCCAUUGAAAUCAGACAUUAUAAGUUUAUCGUAGGUUGGGUAGUUUGCAAGCCUCUGUGGCUUUGCAUAAGUUUGUGUAUUUUUCUCAGAAGAUUGAUAAAGAAUGCAUAAUCAUUUCGGUAAUUAUCGUGUCUAUCUUUAAGGAGUUGGCAGCCAACUUUAUUACUUAUUUCAGGUUCCCAGGAAUUACACUUCAGAUUCAGUAUGAAAGCCUUUUUGGCAAUCUCAGAGUCGCUCUUCUCUCUCAAGUUGCAUCACUGAGAUUAAUAGGAGGACGUAAGAUUGCAAACGCCGGGCAAAUAUUGUUUGUAACGUUCCAAGAAAGCAGAAAGGGCAAAUGAUCAGGAAAUAGCCCUAAAAUGAGGCUCUCUUCAGUUUUGUCCCUCCAGAAGAAGAAAAAAGACUUUCUAGUCCCUCUGGUACUUGAGAGACCACUUGAGGAAGGUGAAGUUGUGCUUUUAGGUGAGCCCAGGAUCAUGUCUGUUUUAUUUGGCUGUACAUCAUGUUCUCUUUCUCUCUGUCAUAGCAUCCGAGUGUCUUCCCAGGACUCAGGAAAUUCCUGCUUUGGGCUUUUGUUUUUGACUCCAUGAUCUUCCUCUAGACUACAGCAUGGGUAGGCAAACUAAGGCCCGGGGGCCAGAUCCGGCCCAAUCACCUUCUAAAUCUGGCCCAAGGAUGGUCCGGGAAUCAGUGUGUUUUUACAUGAGUAGAAUGUGUGCUUUUAUUUAAAAUGCAUCUCUGCGUUAUUUGUGGGGGAUAGGAAUUCGUUCAUUUUGGGUUUUUCCAAAAUAUACUCCGGCCCCCCACAAGGUCUGCGGGACAGUGGAAAAAGUUUGCUGACCCCUGAUUUAGAGGUUGCAGCCGAUUCCCAUCAUUCUUUUGUGUUCUGGCAUGGUCCAGAAGCAGAGAGAGGAAGACCCCCUGGGAUCACAGGAAACUGGGGGGGGGGGGGGGUUCUUGGCACUGGCAAAAACACACUGGGAGCAAUUUUGCCCCUGCUCUAGAUCCCAGAAAAGAUCACUCGCCACCCCGCCCCAUAAGCAGAUGCUACUUGCCUUUAAAAAUAAAACGACACAUUGAAUGCAAAGAUGUUGUUCCUGCAUUGAGCUGCGAUUCCUACAUUUCAGAGGGCUGGACCAGAGUCUUUUCAAGGGAGUCUUCUCUUCUCAUGAGGUGGCCAAAGUCUUGGAGCCUCAGCUUCAGGAUCUGUCCUUCCAGUGAGCACUCAGGGCUGAUUUCCUUCAGAAUGGAGAGGUUUGAUCUUCUUGCAGUCCAUGGGACUCUCAAGAGUCUCCUCCAGCACCAUAAUUCAAAAGCAUCCAUUCUUCGGCGAGCAGCCUUCUUUAUAGUCCAGUUCUCACUUCCAUACAUCACUACUACUGAGAAAACCAUGGCUUUAACUAUACGGACCUUUGUUUGCAGUGAUGUCUCUGCUUUUUAAGAUGCUGUCUAGGUUUGUCAUUGCUCUUCUCCCAAGAAGCAGGCAUCUUUUAAUUUCAUGACUGCUGUCACCAUCUGCAGUGAUCAUGGAGCCCAAGAAAGUAAAAUCUCUCACUGCCUCCAUUUCUUCCCCUUCUAUUUUCCAGGAGGUGAUGGGACCAGUGGCCAUGAUCUCCGCUUUUUUGAUGUUGAGCUUCAGACCAUAUUUUGCGCUCUCCUCUUUCACCCUCAUUAUUUAAUUCUUCCUCACUUUCUGCCAUCAAGGCUGUGUCAUCUGCAUAUCUGAGGUUGUGACUAAACGACUAAACAACAACAACAACAACAAAGUUAUGUAAGAUCUCCAGGAAGCAGAAGUCCAGGUGCUGAAGGAGGCAUCCCAGAGCGGUUUCAAGUGCCUCCUGUUUGCUUCUGAGUGUCGAAAUCCAUCCUUUGUGCAGGGCCUUGAUACCAUCUCUGAGUGCUGCCAAUCCAGAACCCUCUUUUUCCCCUUAUACCAGCCCUGGGCUUGGCUAUAUAAGGGCUCUUGUGGCAGAGCAGCAGCAGCAGCAGCAGAUAAGGCAGCCCCGGAGACCUGUUUGCAAAUGUCAAGGCGUCCCAGGUAAGAGACACAAAACUCCUAACGCUUUUGCAGCAGCGUUUUCCGCUUCUCCCCCAAGCAAGACACAGCAGGGUUGGGUUGGCUUGUUCUGUUUCCAAAGAGCAGCUGGGGGGGGGGGGUGCAGUUUGCGUAGGAAUGCCUAAAGGGGAUCAGUUUUGCCUGUGAAAUUGCCUCACCCCAAAUGUGCCCACUCAACCCCUUCGAUUGACAGAAUUGGCACUGCUGCAUAACCCCCAUUCUGCAUUGGUAAGAACUCAGUUGUGGUGUGUCUACACUUUGGAACUCCCUGCCACAUGAGGUGAAGAAAAAGCCUUCACGGUAUUCUUUGUGGCGCCUGCUAAAAACAGUCUUGCUUAGACAAGCCUGUCCAGCUUUUAAUAUUCUAACUUCUUGUAGGUUUUAAUCAUAAAAAUAAUAUUUUUUAUAUUUAUUUUUUAAAGUACUGCUGUAUUUUUUUAAAUUGUUUUAUAUUUUUGUAAACGGCUUUGAGGUUGUUGUUUUUACAGUCGAAUGGUGUACAGAGGUUUGGAAAUGUACUUUCAAUUCGCUCCUGGAGAUCAAAUUGGCAAAAACAGCAAUUGUCCCAAGCCAUUGGAGUAACGGCGGAUAUGAAAUAAAAUCAAUAGUAGUAAAAAAAGAAGAAGAUAGGGAUGAUUCCAAGCAGAGGGGAGAUUAAAAGGUGAUUGUUGACAUGAUGGUGGCUUUUUCGAAAAGGAAGGUCAAUUUUCAGCGCUUCAACCUGGGAGACCUGAGUUCAAAUCCUCUGCUCGGCUAUGAAGAUCACCGGGUGAUUUUGGGGGGCGCGUCCCUGCCUCUCUCAGCCUAACAUGCCUCACAGGGCUGUUGUUGUGGGGGUUAAGUAAGGAAGGGGGAAACCAGGGGUGUCACCUCGAUCCCUGGGUGGGGGGAAGGUGGGAUUCUGCAAUGUGGCAUCUCUACGGAAACCAACAAAGGUUCCUUUCAUCCCACAUAACAAGGAAGUGCCCUUUGGAAUGUCUAAUAUUUUGGAAAGCUCAGUUUGCGUGUGAAUGAACACUCCACACCCAAAGGACUCUCUCUCUCUUUUUCUUUUUGCUGGUAAGAUUUUUUAAUUGAAAUUUCCUGACAGUACAAUAAAAUUGCAACUACGAAAGAUGCAAAACAAAGAAAAGAAACAGGAAAAGAAAGGGACAACAGGGAUAAAAAGAGGAAUGAGAAAAACAAAGAAAGCAAAAGAAGAGAAACAUGAGCAAAAAUUUGAAGAGAGGAACUUCCAAUUUCCCACCUGCCAUUUAUAUAAAAGACGGAGAUAAGAUAAUUUAGAACCGUUGGUCAAUGCGAGCAUCCAGCGACUCCACUUUCUGUCAAACCAUCUUUCCUCCAAGUUAAGGUGCCUCAGUUUCAUUUCCUUUUCUCACAGAAAGUCCAAGAUGGGUCCACUGAUGGUUAAUAUUAUUAAUAAACCUUAACCACGUUCUUUCUUUUAAUUUUACUUCUGUUAAUUCCCACCACCAUGACUCCAAAUGGAAUAACGCUAGAUUUUUUCCCAUCCAUGCUUGUAUUAAAGUCUCUCCACUGUGAUCGCUAUCCAUUCCCUUCUCCAGGAAACUAAGGGGCUGGAGCAGCCGGUUCCUGUAUUGCAGGGGGUUGGAAUGGAUGACCUUUAGGGUCCCUCCCCAUUCUGCAGUUCUGUGAACCUGUGAAUUCACGAGUCCUUUUCCCAUUUUCCUUUUCCUUCUGAUAUUGCAUCACUCCCAGAGGCCGCUGAUCAUGAGGGGUCAUCAUGGAGAUCUCCCCUUCCCCCUUUUGCUCCUUUAGAAAAAAGGGAAAUGUCCCCCCUUGCAUACCUUGGGGUUCACUCUUUUGUGCCAGCCCUUCGUUCUUCCUUCUUCUUUCUCUGUGGCUCAGGCUUGCCUCCAUCCUUUUCGGCACUCAACCACUUGACUUCACUGUUAGCGAGAAUAAAGUCACACCUGUUUGUCCCAAAGACCCAUCCCACUGGUGGAAACUGAGCAGAAAGAUGAUAAUCAGUCAGUCUAAAUGAGCAUCUUAAAAAGCAGAGACAUCACCUUGCCAACAAAGGUCCUUAUAGUGAAAGCCAUGGUUUUCCCAGUAGUGAUGUACGGAAGUGAGAGCUGGACCAUAAAGAAGGCUGAUCGCUGAAGAAUGGAUGCUUUUGAAUUAUGGUGCUGGAGGAGACUCUUGAGAGUCCCAUGGACUGCAAGAAGAUCAAACCUCUCCAUUCUGAAGGAAAUCAGCCCUGAGUGCUCACUGGAAGGACAGAUCCUGAAGCUGAGGCUCCAAGACUUCAUGAGAAGAGAAGAUUCCAUGGAAAAGACCCUGAUGUUGGGGAAGAUGGAGGGCACAAGGAGAAGGGGAUGACAGAGGACGAGAUGGUGGGACAGUGUUCUCGAAGCUACCAGCAUGAGUUUGACCAAACUGGGGGAGGCAGUGGAAGACAGGCGUGCCUGGCGUGCUCUGGUCCAGGGGGUCACAAAAAGUCGGACAUGACUAAACGACUAAAAACAAAAAUGAGCACAGUAACCUUUCUGUGUCAUCUCAGAAGCCUGGCUCCGCAAGGAGACCAUGCACUCACUUGUCCAUAGCUAUUAUGGAGGUAGGUUUGGGGUUUUUUCCUUUUAAGCCCUGCAUUUAACAAGCGGCACGUUUAAUUGAGCAGGAAAUAGCAGCGCUUAUUUUUAUACCGAAUAACUUCAUGUUUUCUGCCCCAAAGGCAGGCUUCAAAGAUUUCAAAGGAGCCAAUUUUGUCACACGGCAUGUCUGCAAAAGAGAUGCCAGCAAACCCCUUUGAUUUUAUCCUGCUCUGAAGGCUGCUGCCCGAAUCCUGGCCUUCCUCUCUCUUUCAAUAGUCAUGGCAAUGAGUCCACACACGUGCGCUGAUCAAAGGCAGAACGCGAGAGACAUUCUAGCAAGUCAGAAUCUCAGUUAAUGAUGCCAGGAACUCCUAGGAAGGAGGGUCACCUUCAACAAUAAUGAAGUUAUGUGGUACAGACCAAACUCUGCUGUUCGGCAGCGAGGAAAUUAUCAGACUUGCCUCUCCUUGUUCUUCAGAAUGAAAAUACAGUGGUACCUCAGGUUGAGUGUGCUUCGGGUUGAGCGCGUUCGAGUUGCGCUCCAUGGCAACCCGGAAGUAACUGAACGCAUUACUUCCGGGUUUCGCCACUUGCGCACGCGCAGACGCUCAGAAUGACGUCACGCGCAUGCUCAGAAUUAGUGAAAAGUGACGCGCGUGUGCGCAGACGUGCUGUCACUAGUUACGUUUGCUUCUAGAUGCGAACAGGGCUCCAGAACGGUUCCCGUUCGUAUCUAGAGGUACCACUGUACAGUGGCACCUCGGGUUAAGAACUUAAUUCAUUCUGGAGGUCCGUUCUUAAUCUGAAACUGUUCUUAACCUGAAGCACCACUUUAGCUAAUGGGGCCUCCUGCGGCUGUGGUGCUGCCAGAGCACGAUUUCUGUUCUCAUCCUGAAGCAAAGUUCUUAACUUUGCUCCAUCUGGUACGCAGGCUGAGACCCUAUCUGCCCGCAGACUGUCUUGCCAGAGUGGUGCAUGCUCUAGUUAUCUCUCGCUUGGACUACUGUCCAAGCCAGUGAGAGCCAGUGUGGUGUAGUGGUUAAGAGCGGUAGACUUGUAAUCUGGGGAACCGGGUUCGCUUCCCCGCUCCUCCACAUGCAGCUGCUGGGUGACCUUGGGCUAGUCACACUUCUCUGAAGUCUCUCAGCCCCACUCACCUCAGAGUGUUUGUUGUGGGGGAGGAAGGGAAAGGAGAAUGUUAGCUGCUUUGAGACUCCUUCGGGUAGUGAUAAAGCGGGAUAUCAAAUCCAAACUCUUCUUCUUCUUCUUCUGUAAUGCACUCCAUGUGGGGCUACCUUUGAAGGUGACCCGGAAACUACAACUAAUCCAGAAUGCGGCAGCUAGACUGGUGGCUGGGAGCUGCUGCCAAGACCAUAUAACACCGAUCUUGAAAGACCUACUUUGGCUCCCAGCACGUUUCUGAGCACAAUUCAAAGUGUUGGUGCUGACGUUUAAAGCCCUAAACGGCCUAAGUCCAGAAUACCUGAAGGAGCGUCUUCACCCCCAUCAUUCUACCUGGACACUGAGGUCCAGCGCCAAGGGCCUUCUGGCGGUUCCCUUGCUGCGAGAAGCCAAGUUACAGGGAACCAGGUAGAGGGCCUUCUCAGUGGUGGCACCCGCCCUGUGGAACACCCUCCUACCAGAUGUCAAAGAGAAGAACAACUACCAGACUUUUAGAAGACAUCUGAAGACAGCCCUGUUUAGGGAAGCUUUCAAUGUUUAACAGACCACUGUAUUUUAAUACUUUGUUGGAAGCCACCCAGAGUGGCUGGGGAAACCCAGCCAGAUGGGUGGUGUAUAAAUAAUACAUUAUUAUUAUUAUUAUUAUUAUUAUUAUUAUUAUUAAUUAUUAUUAUUUUAUUAUUAUUAUUUUAUUAUUAUUAUUAUUAACCCAAGGUACUAUUUCUGGGUUAGCAGAGUCUGUAACCUGAAGCGUCUGUAACCUGAAGCGUCUGUAACCCGAGGUACCACUGUAUACCAUUGCAGAGAGUCUAGUAAAUAUGCCACCACUUUAACAUCUCAUCCAAAGAAAUCUUAGAAUCAUAGAAUUAUAAAGUUGGAAGGGUUCUCUGAGGGCCAUCUAGUCCAACCCUCUCCAGUGCAAGAAUCAUAGGUGUCCGGGGGGGGGGGCUUGAACCACCAACCUUCCAGAGUAGCGUCCAUACAAUCAAAACACAACACUCUGUACUGCAGGCUUAAAAUAGAAAAAAGACACACAAGAAAACCCAGAAGCCACACACCUUGAGCAGAAAAUGUGGCUGUUCAUAUCACAUCUGGCUUGUUCCCUUCCCACCUGAGCACCCCUCCACCUGCUCUGCCCCCCUCUCUUUCGCAGAUGCAAGGAGGAUGAAGACCUUGACAGUGGUGAAGACGUGGUGCCUGGUCACCAUCUUCUGCAGGUCCUUGGCUCUGUCGCAAAGUCUUGGGCUGGGCGGUCUUCUUGGUUCAGGCUCAGCAAAGACUGAAAAAGGUGAGUUGGACCUCAAACGGGUGACACGAGGGGCAGCUGAAGAGGCAGCACAAGUCCAGCUCCCACACUUUCCAUGGGUUAUAUGAGAGCAAAGAUGAAAUUCCUUGGGAAACACAUUUCUAAGAAACUUCUGCCCUCAAGGUCUUCAACGCCAAAAUUAUAGCUCAAUUGUACUAUGGUAUUCCAGUUUGGCUGCCAGGGUUUACCCAGUUGGUAGAAUGAGUCCAAGCAGUUUUCCUCUUCAAGAUCUUUACUGUCUCACGCUGUGUACCCUAUGCAGCCUUGUGUCUAGAGGGAGGUCAACACAAGGUAGAGACUGUCGCCUGGGCGAGAUUUCCUCUAUGCUGGUAAAGAUGCUCUCCUCAGCGAAGUUUUGUUAGACCCCUUUCUUUCCCCAGGACUACAACAGUUUAACAAGAAGGUACAGCAACUCAGGCGGAACUUUUGUGAUCGAUGUCCCUACCAUCCGCCAAGGCUAUAAUGCAAACUAGGUUGUGAGAUAUUGAGCACCAGGAACUAACAGUAGCAGCAGAGAAAACAUGCUCCCCUCUUAACUUUCAACUUUCUUGGGCACAUGAAAUUAACCACAAUUACCUUGAAUGUCUGCUUAACCCUCAAGAAAGAAGGGCAUUUUCCCUGGCCAGGUUUAAUUCAAAUCCAUCAAACCCCCUUUGGGGAAGGUUCUCAGGCAGGGUGGAAGGAGAAUGACCUUGCCCAGGUGAAGACCACCUGGUGGAAACCCUCACACACGGUUCUUAAUUGUAAACUAUAUGCUGAUCUCCGCCAGCAAUUUCUAGAUCAGCUCUGCAUCCCCAAAUGGAAACCAGAGUUGGAGGCCAUACAUUUUCUAUUACUGGGGAAUGAUCAGGAGCUCACCAAGUUAGUGGCUAAAUAUCUCUAUUUGGUUUUUUGUCAUCAAAAUACACUGCAGACACCUGAUCUCCCUGGAGACCUAGAGAUGUGACAAUAGACUGCUCUGCCUCCUUUAUUUUUGCAAAGGUUUUGUGCCACUGGUACAGGGGAUGCGGGUGGCGCUGUGGGUUAAACCACUGAGCCUAGGACUUGCCGAUCAGAAGGUCGGCGGUUCGAAUCCCCGUGACACGGUGAGCUCCCAUUGCUCGGUCCCUGCUCCUGCCAACCUAGCAGUUCGAAAGCACUUCAAAGUGCAAGUAGAUAAAUAGGUACCGCUCUGGCGGGAAGGUAAACGGCGUUUCCGUGCGCUGCUCUGGUUUGCCAGAAGCGGCUUAGUCAUGCUGGCCACAUGACCCGGAAGCUGUAUGCCGGCUCCCUCGGCCAAUAAAGUGAGAUGAGCGCCGCAACCCCAGAGUCGGUCACGACUGGACCCAAUGGUCAGAAGGUCGCGGUUUGAAACUCCGUGACGGGGUGAGCUCCCUGGACCUAAUGGUCAGGGGUCCCUUUAUGUAGUUAAACUAUGGAACUCACUCCUACAGGAGGCAGCAAGAGUCGCCAACCUGGAAGGCUUUCAAAGAGGUUUGGCAAAUUCACGGAGGAGAAAAGGGAUAUUAAUGGCUGCUCGCCACAGUGGCUCUACUCUGCCACCAAAGUUGGAGGCAGUGAUGUUUCUGAAUCCCAGCUUCUGAAAACUAGAGUAUGAGAGAGGGCUCUUGUGCUUGGAUCCUGCUUGCAGGAUUCCCAUUGGAGCAUCUGGCCACUGCGAGAAAAGGACCUUGAGCCAUUGGCCUGAUCCAGCAGGUUCUUCUUGUAAGCCACUUGGAUAUAUAUAUUUUUAAUGAAACUGUAGUCUAUAAAUAUUUUUAUGUCUGACUACUUAAAUAGCAUCCGUAUUGACAAUAUACUUGGCACGGGAGGUCUAUUAUACACAGACAUUGCUGGGGAAAAGGGGCUCCUGGGGACAUAUCUGAACAUGAAAUUUAUUACGGUCAGAGACCAGCUUAUGAAACACAAAUGGAACUACAAUCCCAAUAGCAAAAAAGACAUUUAAAACAAUAUACAACAAUGGAUUUUAAGUUUAAAAGUGUGAUAGCCGUAUAAACACAUAAAAAGUUUAAGAUAGACUACCAUAGAGAAAUGACCCAAAGUCGCCCGUGGAUCUGGUUUUGGGAAUUUUCUUAACAAACUAGAUUGAAUCAGCGGAUGGUCUGCGCCUACAGAUCUGUGUACAGAAUCUGGCGACAAUCCGGGUUGUCUUGUGGUCUUUGCCUAACAGGAGAAGAUUGAAUUUUUGCUUUACCGGCAGGUCAGUAAGCCUCACCAGCAGGGGGUCAAUGGUUUCUCUACGUGCCUCAUCGUAAAAGGGACAUCUAAAAAAUAUGUGUUCAGGGCUUCCUAUAUCCCCCAAUGGACAGGCGCAAAUUCUCUGGUCAUAUGGGACUUUUUUAAAGGAUCCUUCCAAGACUGGCGAGGGCAAAGCUGAGCUUCGGGCAAGUGUAAAAGCCCCUUUUGCAUUUUUGGAUACAAUAAAAAAGAGAUAUGCUGCUGGAGCAGCUAUAUAUCUCUCAAUUACUACAAUUUUGUAGCUGGGGCACCUUGAGCAGUCCUGUUGUCUCUCGGUGUCUAUAAUUCUUUGCCUAACCAUAGCUUUUGCUUGGCCUAAGUCCAGACUUAGAAGGGCUUGAGGGGCAAACCCCAGUUUCUGAAGAGUGUUCAGGACUGCUGUCUACCAACCUGACUGGAACUGGUCGCAAAGGAUCAGUGGAGCAGUUUCAGUGACAGCCAUUUAUAGAUUGAUGUUAGGCUGAUGUGCGCCUCCACUCUCAUCGCUGGGGACAUGUCUCCUUGGAUGGUUCUCACUAUCUCAGAAACAGCGGUGGUUGGGUGGAGUUUAGGACCUGGGAGACCAGGGUUCAAAUCCCCACGCAGCCAUGAAUUGCUGGGUGGCCUGGCUCCACUCCUUGCCUCUCAGCCCAACCUACCCCACCGGGUUGUUCUGGGGAUUAAAGGAUAAGCAGGAGAACCAUGCAGGCCACCUUGAGCUCCUCGGGGAGAGAAGGUGGGCUAUAAAUGUAAUAUAUAAAUAACGGGGAUCUUCUUGGUGCAGGCAGUGAUUCUGGCAAAGGUGGUCUACUCGGUGGUCUUGGAGGCGGCCUGCUCGGUGCUGUCGGAGGAGGAGCAGUAGAUGGAGUACUUGGAGCUGUUGGUGGUGGAGGUGACAGCAAAGGCGGUGGCUUGCUUGGAGCUGUUGGUGGCGGUGGAGGAGAAGGUGGAGGUGGAGGUGGCCUGCUUGGCGCUGUUGGAGGUGGCGAUGGAGGUGGCCUGCUCGGCGCUGUUGGAGGUGGCGAUGGAGGUGGCCUGCUCGGCGCUGUUGCUGGAGGAGAUGGCCUGCUCGGUGGUGGAGGAGGCCUUCUUGGCAACACCACCGGAGGUCUACUUGGUGGUGGUGGUGAAUCUGGAGGUGGCGGCCUGCUUGGUGGUGCUCUGGGUGGCGAUCUCCUCGGCAAAAAUGGCCUCCUGGGUGGUGAUCUUCUUGGUGGAGAGAACGGUCUUCUUGGUGGAAACCUACUUGGUCUGGGAGGUCUCCUCGGCGGUGGAGGAUCCAAGGAGCCGUUCCAAUGGUGAGUUGGUGUGGGCAAGGGAGCAGCCGUUGCAGUUGACAGACCACGUCCCCAACCAGAAUGAGAGCCUGUAGGUCCAUCACCACCCCUAAUUCUGGACCUGGUUGCACUACAGGCCAAUUCUGCUCUCCUUCUCUUCCCUUCUACCACUAGGAAGGGUAUUGAUAAGCUGGAAGGGGUGCAGAGGAGGGUGACCAAGGUGACCAAGGGUCUGGAAACCAAGUCUUGUGAGGAACGGUUGAGGGAGUUGGGCAUCUUUAGCCUGAAAAAGAGGAGACUGAGAAGAGAUAUGACAGCCAACUUUAAAUACCUAAAGGGCUGUCACAUGGAAGUGGGAACAAGCUUGUUUUCUCCUGCUCUGGAGGAUAGGACAUGAACCAGUAGAUUCGAGUUACAAGAAGGGAGAUUCCGACUAAACAUUAGGAGGGCCAUCCUGAGGGUAACAGCCAUUUGUCAGUGGGAUGGACUCCCUCAGAAGGUGGUGGGUUCUCCUUCAUUUGAAGUUUUUAAGCAGAGAUUGAAUGGCCAUCUGUCAUGGAUGCUUUAGUUGAGAGACCUGCAUUGCGGGGGGUUGGAAUAGACGAUCAUUGGGAUCUCUUCCAACUCUACAAUUCUAUGAUUCUAAGAGCAUCUUAUUAGGCAAGAUCUAUUAUCUUGUUGGGGUUGAACCACAUCAGUGCCAUUAGGAGGAGAGAGUGGGAUGGAUACAUGACUUUGCAAUGUGUGCCGACCAUUCUGGGGUCUCCAUGCAUCUUCUCCCUUCUGUUAUGUUGCUCACAGGUUUAAUGCUGUGAACCUUGAGGUUGUUGGAGGGUCCUGGAAGGUCAUCCGUGGAAAUGAGCUACAGCUCAACCUACAUGCAACUAUUACUACUAAUUUGCCAGGGUGAGUCAUGAGAGCCAGAGCUGCUUCCUUCACAUUCAGCUUGUUCUGAAAUUAAUAUGAGCAGGAAAGGGCAAAAGUCCAGUAGCAGAAGACAUAUUUUGCACCUCUAUGCAUCCUUCCCCAACCUUCUCUUUUCCUAGAUGUUGCCAGACUACAUCUCCCAUCAGCCCUGGCAUCAUAUAUCUGUGCUGAUGGGAGAUAUAGUGCAAAAGACAGGGAGAGCACCAGGUCAGCGAAGGCUAGCCCCUAACAUCUCCAGCUGAAGGGAUUCCAAUAAGCAGGAGGGCUAGGAAGGAACUCUGCCUGAGAUUUUGCAGAGAUGCUUCCAUACCAAGUCGAGGUGGCCAAAAAGGAUGGGCCGGUUGCCUGGUUUCUUCCAAGGUAGCUCCUUCCCACCACAAACACCUUAAUGAGGAUUUGUUGACUGUGGUCAAUGCCUCUCCUUAUCCAAAUGCUUCUGAGUUCCCCCAGGUUCUUCUUCACUGUCCCACUCAUCUGCCCCAACCAGCUCUUGUUGUUGUUUAGUCCUUUAGUCGUGUCCACCUCUUCGUGACCCCCUGGACCAGAGCACGCCAAGCACUCCUGUCUUCCACUGCCUCCUGCAGUUUGGUCAAACUCAUACUGGUAGCUUUGAGAACACUGUCCAACCAUCUUGUCCUCUGUCGUCCCCUUCUCCUUCUGCCCUCCAUCUUUCCCAACAUCAGGAUGGUGUUUCCUGCUUGGCAGGGGGUUGGACUCGAUGGCCCUUGUGGUCUCUUCCAACUCCAUGAUUCUAUGAUUCUAUGAUUCUAGGGUCUUUUCCAGGGAGUCUUCUCUUCUCAUGAGGUGGCCAAAGUCUUGGAGCCUCAGCUUCAGGAUCGGUCCUUCCAGUGAGCACUCAGGGCUGAUUUCCUUCAGAAUGGAGAGGUUGGAUCUUCUUGCAGUCCAUGGGACUCUCAGGAGUCUCCUCCAGCACCAUAACCAGCUCUAGGCAGCCCCAAAGCUCUGCAGUUAAACCAAUGUCAACCAGAAGGGCUGAGAUGCCCUUGUGGGACUUCCCCAUUGCUCCUGGCUUGCCUAGCACACUCCUGUACAGUGUAGUGUCAGAAAAUGCUUCUUCAGUGUCAUCUACCUGAUAACCUGUUGUCAUCGGUGUGUCUACAGGGUUAGCAUCCAUCAGAUUUAGCUUGCUUAACACAUCAGCAAUUUUCCGUGACUGGUGUACUAGAAUGUUACCAUCUUGAUCUCUCUCUAUUUCCAGAGAUAGGUAGUUGUUUACCUCACCAAGAUCUUUCAUGUCAAAGUGCUCUUUCAGUUGAGCUAGGGCGCUAUUGUACAUUGCGACAUCUUUCCAAAAGAAUAAUAAAUCAUCAACAUAAAACAAACAGUACAGUUUCUUUUGCCCCUCCUCUUUGACAAAUACACAUGGAUCAGCUUUCCUUGCUGAAAACCUAGAGAAAACAAUACUUCAGUGAGUUUUGUGUGCCAACACCGUGCACUUUGUUUGAGACCAUAAAGGGAUUUCUUCAGAGCACAAACAAAUCCCUGUUUUACCUGUACGCCAUCAGGUGGAAGCAUAUAAAGUGAUUCAUCUAGAGAUCCGUACAGAAAAGCUGUAUUAAUAUCAUGGUGACUAAUGUGUAGAUUUUCCUCUGCAGCUAGCUUGAGCAUAAGCCUAAUACUUUCAUAUCUCACUGUGGGUGAAUAGGUCUCGUGAUAGUCUUCACCUGGUACCUGUGCAAAACCUCUGGCUACCAAUCUGGCUUUGUGUCUGACUAUCUUGCCAUUUUGAUCUGUCUUCGCGUUGAAGACCCAUUUGCUUCCAAGCAGUUUCAUUCCUGGAACUACUGGAACUAGCUCCCAUGUUUUGUUCCUUUCUAAGGAAUCAAGCUCAGCCUUCAUGGCAUUUAACCAUGGCUCAGCUUCCUUUGAAUCCAAACCCUGGAUUUCUUGGAAAUUUGAAGGUUCAAAUACCUUCUUGGAGCUUUUAACAGCUGUUACUGCUAUCUUAGCAAACUCAUCAGCAAAUCUCUUUGGAGGUUUGCCUUUGUGGCUCUCUGUGACCUACGAAUUAGCCUUAAGUCUUCAACACUCUCCUCUUCCUUCUUAGGAGAAAAAUGACCUAUUGUGAACAAUGGUUCCUCCAAUUCUUGAUCAGAGCUUUCAGAGGGUCGCAUAGAGGCUUUCGCACUCUUGAAAUCCUCUGAAUCACCCGAUUCAGUUUCAGAUUCAGACUCAGAACCUUCAUCAGUGGGUGUGGGCUGUUGUGGUUGCUUUUGACUAUCCUCAGUCUCAUCACCGUCAUCAGGAUAACAUUGGAAAAUUCCCACAUUCUCCCCCACUUUGCAUUGUACUCAACACUUCUCGUGAGCUUAAUUGUCUUAGAGUCAGUCAUCAUUAUUCUGUAAGACCCUUUCUGAUAACCUAGAAAGACACCAUGCAAUCCACGCUUGUCUAACUUGGAGUUUUGUGGUGAGCGAACCCACAUGUCAGAACCAAAAAUCUUCAUGUGUUUGAUGUAUGGCUUCUUGCCAAACAUCUUCUCAUAGGGGGUACAUCCAAUCGCUGAAGAUAACCUGCGAUUGUAACUGUAAACAAAACACGAGAGAGAUUCGGCCCAAUAACUCUCUGGAAGAUUGGCAUCAUGCAGCAAGGUUUUUAACCCUUGAAGCAAUGUCUGAUUUGCCCGUUCCGCAAGUCCAUUCUGCCAUGGCGAGCGAGGACUAGACAAAUCGUGUUGAAUUCCUUUCUCAGUCAGAAAAGCUUCAAACUGCUGAGAAGUGAAUUCCCCCCCGCGAUCACUGAAAAGAGUCUUUAUCUUCUUACCAUGCACAUUUUCCAGCCAAGCACAGAAUUCCUUGAACCUAGGAAAAGCCUCCGAUUUCUGCUUGAGAUUGUACACAAAAAUAUAUCUAGAAAAUGCAUCAAUGAGAACCAUGAAGUAUCUAUUUCCACCCAAAGAGGGCGCUAAUGGUCCAACCAAAUCAGCAUGAACAACCUGGUAUGGUUCUGUAGCUUUCCUACUAGACACCUUACCUUUCGCAGCCAUUUUCAUUUUGUUUGCUGCGCAUGCUUUGCACUUCAUGUGGUACCUGCAGGGUUUAAUAGUCAUACCUUCAACCAAGGCAGGCAUUUUAGAUACUGCCUCAAAAUGCAAAUGACCAAAUUUGCGAUGAAAAUCGUGAAUACAUUCUGCAUGCAAACUUUUGUUAGAACCUGUAAUGCAACAAGUGUCAUCCUGCACCACAUCAUCAUAAUACAAAACAAACAAAUGAUCAACAUAUUCUGCAUGCAAUACAUAAUCAUUUUUCUUUGUGAUGAUGCACUUCUUGUUCUUGAAGGAAACGUCAAUGUUCCGCUCAUUCAGCUGUCCAACGCUGAGCAGAUUAUGUUUGGCGUCUGGCACGUAAAGCACAUUCUGUAUCGAUAAGUCCAAACUGUGAAGAACAACAGUUCCGUAGCCUUUACUGGGAAUAGUGUGGUCAUCCGCCUGGUGAAUCGCACCUUCCUGCGGUGUAAAAGACACAAACAGUUUCUUAUCGUUGCACAUGUGGUGGGUGGCCGCUGAAUCAACAACGAAGAAAGAUCUAGACGUCUUCUGGACCUCUGCAACCUUUGGAGUGAAGCGUGAAACCAUAGCCUUGUGCUGCGUUGUCCUAGACACCGGACCUUUGCCUUUACCUCGGCCUUUCCGCGCGAUGAGCUUCGCUGCGCUGCUCUGUCUUGGCCCUGGGAUGUCUGCAUUCCCUCUUCAUAUGGCCUAGACGUCCACACGUGUAGCAUUUCACUGCCUUCAAAGCUUUGGCGCCAUCUGGUGGUUCCACUGCACUAUGGGAUGACGUCUGUGAAGACUCUCCCUUGCCCAUGCAGCUAGCACCCCGGCGAUCUGCUUCAUUUAUAAUCACGGCAGUAACAAAGUCCACUGUCAGCUGAGCAGUUGGUUGCACAGCAAUCUGGGUUGCAACAGACUCCCAACCUGAACCCAAAGAUUGUAGUAUCAUGAAAGAAUACACAGCCUCUGGAAAGUUGAGUCCUCUCUGUUGCAGCUCAUGUCUCAGAUUUUGCAUCUGCAUCAGAUGUAAACGCACAUCUCCAGCUCCUGACAACCUUCAGGAGGGAGAUGCAGAGGCGCGUCUAAGCAUGCAUGGUCUGGUCCUGCCUGUAUGUGCUGUGGGUGGCCUGCACUGAGUUGCAACACUAUAUUCUCAUCCAGCCUUUCUACAAAGAGACAUUCCCAGAGCAUGGCAUACUCCACAAUGUCUUAACCUAAGAAUAUAGGAAGAGCUGGCUGCUGGAUCAGGCCAAUGGCCCAUCUGGUCCAGCAUCCUAUCCUCAUAGUGGACAACCAGAUGUCUCCCCCUGGGAAUCCUGCAAGCGGGACCCGGGCAUGGGGUUCCUCUCCCCUCCUGCAACUGGUUUCCAGCAACUGGUAUUCAGAACCAUCACUGCCUCCAACUGUGGAGGGAGAACGUAACCAUCCUGGCUAGUAGCCACCAAUAGCCCUCUCCUCCUCCAUGAAUUUGUCCAAUCCUCUUUCAAACCCACCCAGGUUCAUGGCCUCCUGUGGGAACGAGUUUAACAGCUUGUCCAUGCGCUACAUGAAGAAGAACUUUCGUUGAUCUGUCCUGAAUCUUCCAACAUCCAGCUUCAUUCGAUGCCCAUCAGUUUUAGUGCUACGGAAUAGAGGUUUUCAAACAAUGACCCAGGUGUUUCCCAAAAGCUGGUUGACAAGAGAGGCAGCUUGCCUCUCUGCGGUUUUUCUUUUGCAACCCACAGCUGCCAGAGAGCACUGAGCAUGUUCUGGGUCAAGCUUCCACUUUAGUUUGUGCUGAGCGCCUCUGCAAGGCCCUACAGCCUCUGGCCAUUCCCCACAUGAGCUGAUGACACAUCCCAGAACACUCUCUGGCCCCUGCAGGUCCCUUCCCAACACUCAAAGCCCAGCACCCCUGUCUGACUUUGUCUCCCAGGGUGCUCAGUUUUCUCAGCGGAACUUCCGUGGUGAUGGACAUCAGCCCUCACCUGGCCUUAACCCAAGACAAACCGGGAGAUCUCAAGCUGGUCCUUAAGAACUGCCAGGAUAUGGUCGCUGGCUUCAGCAUCAAGCUGCCAAGCAGGUGGGCAUUAAAGGUUUUGGGGACUUAUCUGGGUGGUUUCCUUAUCAUUUUGGGAAGUGUAAAUAAAUCAGACUAAAAUUAAAUCUUCUCCCAGUUUCUCCUCUAUCCUUACCUGUUCUGACUUCACCUCAUCCACUCUGCCUCUCUGAGAAUCACUGCGGUGUUUGAAACAGAAGGUGGCAUCUCUCAUUCCAUUAGCCAAGCAUUUCUGCUUCCACAGUAGAACUCCCCAUUAUGUACACCAUGCGUCCUCCCUAAAUCUUCUCCAAAGGCUUGGAAGAACCCCCAGAUCAGAUUUAGGGGGAGUGUGGGGACAGAGGAGCAAGGAGGAACGUUCAUUUGUGGAAGCAGAAGUCCUUGUGCUAAUGGAAUCAGUGACUGGAUGUAAACCAGAUUGGCCAACCAGCUCUUAUGGCUCGCACUCAGGGCUUAUCCACACUUUGCUUUCCUCCACUCUUUCAAGGUGAAGUUUUUAACUUAACGCUCCGUGCCCAAGGAACUUUUCUUUUUCUUUUGCUAUGAAGUUUUUGCCGCCAAAAUCUACUCUUUAAAGCUCAAUUGGAAGAAACGUCAAUGUAUGGGAAACCUGAACUGACUUUCAUGCCGUUUCAGCUUUUUGUGGGGAAGGUCAGGGCAGAAACAAAACAAAACAAAACACAAACAAAACAAAACAAAACAAAACAAAACAAAACAAAACAAAACAAAACAAAACAAUGCUCAUCCAUGGACCAGAUCUCUCUACUUGGAAUGAGCUGAGCAAAAGUAAAGUGGGGAUAAGCUCCCAGAGUUCAGUGGGACUAGCUUCAUUGUGUUUCCAUUUUGAAUCCUUGUCAUUUCCCCCCUUCAUUCCUUGUUUUGUUUAGAAUUAUAGGGUUUUUUCAAAUAUUCUAACAGUAUGCAAGGGGGCAGAGAAAUCCUCUCACUAUUAGGAAAAGGGGAAAUUGCAGAUUUAUUACUGCACCACCCUCCUCUGCACAUCUGCAGAGCCAAGUAGAGUCCAGUAUGGUUUCAAAUUGGAUAGGGGACCACGUGUUGAGAUUCCUGCAUUGCAGGGGGUUGGAUUAGAUGUCCCGCAUUGACCCAUCCAACUCUACGAUUCUACGAUUCUUAUUGGCUACCAGUCACCUGCAUCUUUAUAAUGUUCACUGCACAACCGACUCCUGGAUCAAGGCCAAAGUAGCCCUAAGCAAUCAUCAUAAUCAAGACUCAGUUCCCUAUAAGGUCACAUUCCUUUUUUAAAAAUAUAAUCUUUAUUAGUUUAACACAUAAACAUAUAUACAUAGAUAACAAGUCAUAUUCCUUGGUGAUAAGAGCAGGAGACACGUUGUGACAUUGGGGGAUCCAGCUCUGAAAUCUGAUUGGGAUUGUUUUGUCCCUUUCCUCCUUAGCUUGCUUGCAAACCUGUUGAGUGGCGUCAUCAAUUCUGGCCUCCGUACCCUCCUGCCUUCAGUGGUGAGUAGCCAAUAGUCUACAUGUAUUGGGGCAAAAGGCUGACAAAUGGCUUGGAAGAAUGGAAACUGGAGAGCAAGUAGUUGGGGGACGGCCAUGGCUCAGUGGCAGAGCAUCUGACUUAUUAUUUCCAUGUUAAUAAUAAUGAUGAUGAUGAUAGGGACCCCAAGGGUCAUCUAGUCCAGUGUUCUUCAAACUUGGGUCCCCAGAUGUUCUUGGACUACGUCCCAUCAUCCCUAUUGGCAAAGAUGACUGGGAACCCAAGGUUGAAGAACUCUGAUCUUGUGAUAUCUCAGAAGUUGGCAUUGUUCUUCUUUCCAGAUGUGCCCAGUGUUCCAACUCUGGUUCAAUGUUGUCAACAUGCAACUCCAAGCUCUCAACAGUAAGUUUCCUUUCUAAACCUUCCUCUCGUUUGCAAGCUUGUGGGGAGAUGCUGAUGGCGUAAUCCUGCCCCAUCCCAGCUUCCAAUGGACUCUCUCGCGGUCCCCCUGCCCUCAUUCAUGCCUCUCUCCCCUCCCUGUUCAGAAUACGCCUCCUUCGGGCUCCUUGGGAAACUCCAGACAGCUCUCUCCAGCGUGCCGAUUUCAACGGGACAGUUUUCUGAAAUGGACCUGAAGGUGUGUUCUUCACGUGUAUUGGCUUUCUUGCACCUCCUGCUCCUCCUGGGGUGCUUCCAUGUUCUAAGGACUUCUUCUGCCCAAGCUUCUCUUGGACAAAGCUCCCCUCCCCAGGGACCUCAAGCUUUUACGAUUACCCUUAAAUGGAAAUAAAUAUGGAUCACAGCUUCCACUUCCGUAGACACCCAGGGGUGCAUUUCCCACAAUCUUGGGUUCUUUGCCUGUCUUCCCAUCUCUGCCUCCUCUUUUAUAAAAGUGGGGUGUGGAGAUGCAUGAGAUUCAGCCCAAGAACAGAGUGAGUCACACAACUGGCCCAGCUAUCUCAGUUAUAUUGUCGAAACCAGUGAUUUUCAACCUUUUUGAGUCCACGGCUGCCUUGAUCCCUUACAGUAGGUGGAGAUUCCCCGCUUCCUCCAAGCCCCUUUCGGCGCCACUUUUUGCAUGUGUGUAAGUGGGAGCAUGGGUGGCACUGUGGGUUAAACCACAGAGCCUAGGACUUGCUGAUCAGAAGGUCAGCGGUUCGAAUCCCCGCAACAGGGUGAGCUCCCGUUGCUCGGUCCCUGCUCCUGCCAACCUAGCAGUUCGAAAGCACAUCAAAGUGCAAGUAGAUAAAUAGGUACCACUCUGGCGGGAAGGUAAAUGGCAGUUUUAUGUAAUUUGAGGGACGCAGGUGGCACUGUGGGUUAAACCACAGAGCCUAGGGAUUGCUGAUCAGAAGGUCGUGGUUCGAAUCCCCGUGACGGGGUGAGCUCCCGUUGUUUUGUCCCUGCUCCUGCCAACCUAGCAGUUCGAAAGCACACCAGCACAAGUAGAUAAAUAGGUACCACUCUGGCAGGAAGGUAAAUGGCAUGGUUCGCCAGAAGCGGCUUAGUCAUGCUGGCCACAUGACCCGGAAGCUGCACGUCGGCUCCCUUGACCAGUAAAGUGAGAUGAGCGCCACAACUGGACCUAAUGGUCAGGGGUCCCUUUACCCUUUACCUUUAAGUAUGUCUUUAUGUCUUGAAGGGAACCCAAUCAAUGCCACCACUUUGCAGGGCCGAGCUGACGCCACCCCCUUCCUGAAAUUAGUGUGCACAAGGGGGCUGGAGAGGGCAAAACAAGAUUGAGACCAGAAGUAGAAAUAUUUUCUUAUUGCAGGGAAGGAAAAAGAGAAGCAUGUAGCAGAGGGCACACAUGCAGAUAUGGUCCUUCCGUGAUCCAGCAGGCUAUUUUUGCAUCCUUAUGAAGAAAGCAGAACUUUCUUCUUGGAGUGAUCUCUCCCAGUCCCUGAAGAUGUGUGCCAUGUUUUAUCUGACUCUCUUUCUUCCCCUUUUGUAGGACAAGCCUUUUCCGGGAGCCUUCCUCAAGUGGCUACUUGACUGUAAGUUUCCCCUCCUUCCCACCAUCCCUAUGGGCUGAGAUACUUAAGAAUCACGAUGUUUCCUUUUUUGGGGUUCUGGCGCCUGUCUGGGCCAAGGGCCAACCCAGACAGGAUGGGGGCAACCCCAUUUAUUCAUGGAUAUGUCUGUCUUAUUCACGUGUGAGGUGAGAUGUGGAGGCUUAUUUUUGCAGCAAAAGGUGUACACACAGGUGUGGUGGGCUGAACCCACUGCUUGGGACCACCUUACCUGGCUGUGCCCAAUACCUGCUUCAGGCACUUCCUGUUUCAGAUCUGAGCUGGGAGAAAAGGGUCUGCAUUAGGGAAGAGAGGAGGGUAAUUCUCCACUCACCCAUUGAGACUUUUGCCUCUGUUUGUGGGUUAAAAAAGAAAAAAAGGCUUUGGACGUCAACAGGGGAAGGAAACAUGGCUGCUCCUAUUGCAACUAGUUUGACUGCAUUUAUUUAGUUAUUUCAUAAAAAUGUGUUCACCCUUUGAUUAUAAAAUAAAACCUCCAAGCGUUUUACAAAAGAGAUAAAACCACAAAAUCACCAGUGGGAUGAAUAAACAAGAAUAACAAAUUAAAAUAGCAACGGACUGAAAACAGAUUAAAACUUGCAUUGGCUUUCUAAAGAUCCGGGUAGUUCGUCUAAACAAAAAAUGUUUUUAGCAUGCCCCAAAAGCGAAGGCGCCUGAUGACAACAGGCAGGGAGUUCCAAAGUGUAGGUGCUGCCCUGAAUUUUAUAAUGGGAGCGCCCAAUGUUAAAGAUGCAGUUGAGGCUGCAAGGGUGAUCCCCUAUGGACACAACGCACCCUUUGAUGUCCCAGGAAUCAGGCCUACCCCAGCCAUGCCAGAUCAAAUGGGUGGGAGUGGAAGGCGAUGGUUGGGCUGCCCGGUUGGGAACAAUAACCAGCUUGCUUCUCUGCAGUUGCCCGUUCUUUUGGUGGACACAAGACUCGCUGA
Molecule: messenger RNA, 47501 nt
Organism: Podarcis lilfordi (Lilford's wall lizard)
Lineage: Eukaryota; Metazoa; Chordata; Lepidosauria; Squamata; Lacertidae
Source: the annotation of a GenBank genome assembly